AUGUCCGAGUGCAACGGAGGACGUGAGUAGAUGUAGAUGUGUUUAGUUAACAAGGUAGGGACAAGCUGUUGGGAGGUGGGUAGGAGUCUUACAGUGCAAUCCUAGGCAUGUUUACUCAGAAGUAAGUGUUACUGAAAGGAGUUUACUUAGUGCAUUUGGGAUUGCAGCUUUUAGGGGUGUGUUCAAAAGAUACUGAGAGGAAUAAGACAGUGGUAAGUAGGGGCUGGUAGAAGACGAAUGAUCUGGAGUCCAGCUAUGGGGGGCAUCAGGCAAACUUUUGCAUUAUAGUGGUUCUCAAUAGUUAAACAUUUGGUCCUAGGUUAGCAAAGGGGUUGAAGUAAAGGGUAGGAGGCUUGGGCACUGUUUAAGAUUGGAACAGCAGCUGAAAAAAACAGAGAAGUGUAUGGCUUUGGUGUUGCAAUCAGAAUGAGGUGUUUUGAUGUAUAACUGGGACUGAUAAUGGAAAUGAAUGAGUGUGAAGUCCUGAGGCCAAACCAUAGGUGCCAGGCAAACAUCUGAAGUUUUAUUUCUGCCUGAGCUCACAGAGGCCUUAGUCUUGGAAAAGUCUCCCACACUGGAACGUGCUCUGUCAUAUUUCUAUAUUAACCAACCUUUUUGUGUUUUUCAGAACCUUAUUUCUUUUUUGUGCCUUUUCUAAGAAACAGGGCAGUUAGCCUUUAGAUCCAUCCUUAACUCCCCCUUGCCCUGUUUCCACCUUGCAGCAGCUGGCACCCCCGAGAUCCCACGCUCGGCAGCCGAGGCUUUUGUGGAGGCAACAGGCCAGGCCCUGGCAUGGACACUUGCUGGUGGGGGCUCGGAUACACUGGGCUCUACAGGCAGCAAUGCCCAGAAGAAGCGUCUCCAGCACAACAAGCAUAAAACCCAGGGGACCAACGUGGUGCACCGUUCACCACGAGCCCUCUUCUGUCUCAGGCUGAACAAUCCCAUCCGCCGUGCUGCCAUCAGCAUCGUUGAAUGGAAGCAUCCUAUUCUUACAAAUUGGGAGACAUCUGACUCGGGGUGGGGGUGGGGAGGCCCUCUUUUUUUCCUUGGGGGAAGGAGGGAGAAGAAAUUCCUGUUUGUUGCCUUAACUGAAUGUUCCCAGACCCUUUGAUAUCCUCAUUCUUAUGACCAUCUUCGCCAACUGUGUGGCCUUAGGAGUCUAUAUCCCUUUCCCUGAGGACGACUCGAAUGUCUCCAACCACAACUUGGUGAGUGCCUUUCCCAAAGCCUUGGAGGAAAGGGUGGGGAGUGGGGGAGAGCAUAGUGCAAUGGCAGAGCACAUAUUCUGCAUGCUGAAGGAUGCAGGGAAAAGGAUUUUGGACAGCUGGAGGCCUCAGAAAACUGUUGUCAGAUAGUACAGGUACUGAACUAGAUGGGUAGGCCCAAGGGCUGACACAGGAAGACAACAUCAUGUGAAGCCAGGAAUAUUGUCUCCAAGGUCUGCUUCCUUGCUGUAACCCACCACAUGCCACCUUCCGGCUAGAGAUACCCCAAAUCCUGGAUCACGCAGCUGCUCCUUAUUUUUCUUCACCUUGUAGUCCAGUAAACUCCUUUGCCGUGGCCUCCUUCUUCCUUAAUGAUUCCACUUUUACAUCUUGAUUUCUGUCUGAGGCAACACGUUAAUGCUAAUUAAAACUAUUAUCUCUUAAUAACCAUUAAUCCACCACCUGACUGAGGGCAGCUGAGGCAACAGGCUGCCCCUUGCCCCCUCAUCCCCACAGCUUCCUAGUUCACCCUGGUGACCGAGGGUCUUGCAGUGAGGCCACAGAAGCUCCCCUAUGAAUUUGAAGUCAUCUGCUGAUUGCAGCUGGGGUCAGGGCUGGAGUUUGAUCUCAGCUUCCCUGGAGUAAAUCCAGAAUAAUCCAUGACUGAAACUGGAUGGGGGCCAGUUUCUGAUCUCUGUUUCUCCCCUCUAGGGUAAAUCCAGAAAUGCUUGACACCAGUGAAGUCAAAGACAGAACUUGAUCUCAUUUCUCUGCCAGCCAUUUUUUUAAGAAUUAAUUUUUUUACAGUUCACACAGUACAUAUACUGUACCACUGUGGGAGGGCUUUGUUGUUUACAAUGGCAGGACAGAGUCCAGAGAUUCUGUUCUCACUGAAGGAGAGGAUAACAUUUAUUGGUAUAAAAGGAAAGAAGCAGAAAGUAGUGCUAACUGCACUGUGUUUCUGGUUCUCUUACUAGUGGGUCUCAGUAAAGAUGUGAUAGGGAUGGCCUAUUGAUCGGGAUUUCUGGGUUAUGUGCUAUAGCUCCACAUAUCUUUUCUUCUCUGUGUUUUUGUGUUUAUUUAUAUUGAAUUUUGCAUGCCGUGAGUGGCAAAUGCAUGCUCCUCUUUUCUGGGGAGUGUGUGUGCAAGUGGCCACACUUAUUCCUGUAGCCUUGCAUAUGUGUGAUACUCCCAACUCUUUUCUCUCCCUCCUAUUUCCUUGCCCACUCUGUAAGCUGCUUGUGCUGGUGUUGGACUGAGAUAAUGCUAAUCCAGAGAAUUUUUUGUCCAUUUCCCUUGAUGGGAAUUUCCAGUCUCUUUCUCUAGUGUAACUUUCCAGAACUGGAGCUUUCAAGUGGAGCUCUUUGGGAUUGUCCUGACUUUGGAACAUGUGACUGGUUUCAAAUCCCAAUACAGUGGUACCUCAGGUUAAGUACUUAAUUCGUUCCGGAGGUCCGUUCUUAACCUGAAACUGUUCUUAACCUGAAGCACCACUUUAGCUAAUGGGGCCUCCUGCUGCUGCCGCGCCGCCGGAGCACGAUUUAUGUUCUCAUCCUGAAGCAAAGUUCUUAACCCGAGGUACUAUUUCUGGGUUAGUGGAGUCUGUAACCUGAAGCAUAUGUAACCUGAGGUACUACUGUAAAGUGAUAGAUUGCUUCUCAGGACACAAGCAGGAGAAGUUUGGAAGUAUAAUUUGGGCCUACUGGCCUUCUUCCUCCACAGGAGCAAGUGGAGUAUGUUUUUCUCAUCAUAUUCACGGUGGAGACUUUCCUCAAGAUCCUUGCCUAUGGACUGGUCAUGCAUCCCAGCGCCUACAUCCGCAAUGGCUGGAACCUUCUCGAUUUUGUCAUCGUUGUGGUGGGGUGAGUUUUUUCCAUGGCAUGAUGAGUGAGUGCAAAUCACUUCUGCAGGUUGCCAAAAGUCCCAAGUAUAUCUCUCCAAAUGGACUGCCUGGCAACAGAGAGAGGGGAGAUUUGGGGAAACUGCAGUAGCGCAGCUCUACUGCAGCAUCUUAAUGCAAAUAAGUCUGUAUAGCAAGCGAUUAUUAACGAAGUUGAGGAAUUAGAUCCAGGUCCUGAGAAAAGCCCUUGUUUCUGUAAAAUGUGUGCCAAAGGAUGUGUCCUUUCUUACCACUGUGAUGGACAAAGCUGUCAUAAUUCUUUCAACCAAACAGUUAAAAGUACAGGAAGCCCUAUUGGGGGUCUGUACCUGGCAAUGUUAGUAGGAAGGGAGAGAGGCCCAAGUCUUGUGUUUGAAGGGACUUGAAAUGGUCAGCUAGCCAGAGCCAGUGCCCAUUGCUAAAUGCUUAUGCCUUGAACAUAUGAAUAGGACUCUUAUUGUAAAUAGGCCAUGCAGACACAACAUCAAAUAAAGUAGAAGGGAACGAGCAGAGCAGCACUAAAAUGCUGAUGAAUUUUCAUGAGGCCUUUUAAAAAAUAAAGCAAACUGAUGUUGAAAUGUGAAGAGCUGUGCUUAAGCCUAGAAAAUGAGAAACUGAAAUAGACAUUCACCCAUCCCUACCUGUGACCUAAGGGGUGGUACCUGGUAGUUCAAAGUGUGGGGCCUGCUAAGAGAGGAAUGAGGCCUACUAUGGUCCCUGGUCGGGACAAGGGUUGACACCUGGCACCCUGGUGCCUGAAAGGAGAGUCUGAUGGACAUGAGGCAGGGGAAGGACAUGGAAUUAAUUGUAAAAGCUCUCAAGCAAAAGAAUCCCUGCAGCACACCAAGCUGCCCAUUUAUGGAAGCCACCUGAAAUGUGCUUCCCCAGAUGCCUCUGCUGCCAGAGGUGAAGCAGCUGGUGAACAUGGACAUGCUUGGUUGUGGUCCUCAGUUUGGGGAACAUCCUCUCCAGAGAGUUCUGACUGGCACCUUCUUUGCUACCUUUUAGGUGCCAGUUGAAAACAUUUUUCAAUUAUUCAUCAUGUCUUUUUUAUAUAAAUUAAUUUUAUUUCAUUUUAAAUAAAAUAAACAAAAUGGGCAAUUAUCUUGCAUAUAUGACCCAACAGAGAUCAUGUAGAUAACACUUUAUCCAAAUUCACCGUGACUCUUAGAUACAGUACAUUUAAAUUGUCUUAUGCUGUUUUAUUGUAGUUUUAAUGGUGUUUUUGUGUGAUUGCUAAUUACCCUGGAAUCAAAAAGUAUUGGGUGGUAUAUAUACUUAUAAAAAUCAAUAACACAAAUAAAAGAGGACAAUAGCCAGACCUCUUAAUUCAGUGGGAGGGACCACACUUUGCACAUGGAAGGAUCCAGGUUCAGAACCAGCACCUCUGGUUGAAAGGAUCAGGUGAUUGGGGGAAAAACCUUUGCUCAAUAACCUAAAGAGCCUGUCUUGCACUGGGCAGACCUACUUCAAGGCAGUUUCCUACACCCCCUGCCAGCCUGAGAUCCUGCUGUGCCUGGAGGUUUCUCUCCAUCUGAUAAAGAUCCUGAAACUUGAGGUCAGCUCCAGAGACAUGGCAAGUCUGUUAAAAGGCUAUGCCAUCCCACUUGUUCAUUUGCUUACAAAUUAACCUAUGACUGGUGUGGGGUCUAUGUGGCCCUUCUGAUAUUGCUGAACUACAUAUUGGUCAUACUUGCUAGGGCUGACUGGAGUUUUAGUUCGGCAACAUUUGGAGGACCGAAGGUCCCCUACACAUGGCCCAUGCAAUUCAGACUGCAAUAUGUGCUACAUACCAAGCCAUCCACUGCCGGGGGGGGGGUAUUUCUCCUGGAGCCAUAACCCUCAGGCAAGCCUUCUUUGCAGAAGUCCCAAGUAAAACCCCCUCCACCAUCAUCAGGGCCAUCAAGGACAUUUUACCACCCAAAAUGGCUGCACGUCAUUAUAUUAAAUGUGUGCCCCAGGACCUAUUGCCAUGGUGUGUCAGAUGCUGGCAUGGAUCAUGAGCCAUCUGUUGAGCAGCAGUGUACAGCAGUAGACAGUGUUGGGCAUGGACCAGGGAGAGCUGAAUUCAGAUUUCUUCUCUGCUUAGUGGUAAAGCUCACUGGGUAAGCCCAGGCCACUUUCUCACUAUUUUGAGGAUAAAAUGGAAUAACCUUGUAUACGAUGCCCUGAGGAUUCAAGUGUAAUUUAUCAGAUAUGUGGAGGCCAGCUAUUGUUGCUCAGAGGAGAGCAAAAGGAAUUAUGCUUAAUUGCCUUUAUUAUACCCCACAUUUUAGAGCCCAGCUCUGGUGUUUUGUGGGGGGGGGGGGAAGGCUCAAGCAUCUCCCCAGACAAUCCCCAAAUCCUUAGUUCCCUUUGGGAUUAGGUUAAGGGGAAUGAUCUUGAAAAGGGGAUAGUCCUUAUAGCCUGAGGAUCAAUACUCUGAGUCCUCAUCCAAUGAAGAACACCGAUCUCUAGAAUUAGAUCUGACCACCCCCUCCUUAAGGUAGUUUUAAAAGGGAUUAAAAUAUAGGAUUGGUCUAUCAGUGGCUGGCACCUCAACAUUGUGUUUUAAUUGUUGUAACUCGCUCUGGGACCAUGGAGUGGAUAUAAUAAUGAUGAUGAUAACAAUAAUACCCACCAGGGCCUGCUUCACACUGUUAGCCCUAGAGAGUGAAGGCCAUAAAUGGGUCUAUGGGGCUAGAAGCUAGUUUGCCAUUCUUUUAUCUGUGUUUGGGUGGGCUCUUCAUGGGAAGAAAGGUCCCCUGCCUGUCUCAUCGUGGUCCUUUCUCCCCCCCACAGUCUCUUCAGUGUCAUCCUGGAACAAGUUUCCCACAAGCCUGGAGAGGCUCAUCACAUGAGUGGGAAGCCGGGUGGGUUUGAUGUCAAAGCUCUGAGAGCCUUCCGUGUCCUGAGACCUCUGCGCCUCGUCUCUGGUGUCCCUAGUAAGCAUCUUUCUCUUUUACAAACAGGGCGCCUCCGGACUGGUGUUUAAUUGUUGGUGAACUUUCUGCAAUAUGUUCUUGACACAAUAAUCAUACAUGUAGUGGUUAAUUGAUUCUGCUUUAGUUUGUUGUGUGAUGUCUCCCCAAUGCUCUCCCAUUAUUGCUAGCCAGAGGAGCUAUCAGCACAACAAAUGGAGGACAAAAAUAAACCAGAACAUUUGGGGUAUAAAAAUUAAGGGGUUUCAGCUGGAAGUUACCGGGCAUGCGCUGACUGGAAAUGAAGCCGUCUGACCAUUCCAAAACUUCUGCAGGUGCAAACAGUAUUGAAAGUGGGAUCACAUGUAACUGCCCCAAAAUCAUCAAGAGCGCAAAUAAUCAUGAUGUGCAAUAAAAAGGAUGUCUGGAGGGCCCCCCAUAUGUUUCCUUGGUAGUAGUCUCUGAAGAAAGAAGCCAAUAACAAUCAGUGCACUAUCAUUUGCACUGCUUUGGGUCAAAUUGAGAUGCCGUUGGGUUGAUGCUCUGAGCUGCAUUUAUACACUGUACAUAUACGCUGUACUGUAGAUGGUAUUUCUGCUGUACCACAUAUCAUGUGCCUAACUGUACAUACAGUGGUACCUCUAGUUAUGAACUUAAUUCGUUCCAGAAGUCUGUUCUUAACCUGAAACUGUUCUUAACUAGAGGCUUGCUUUCGCUAAUGGGGCCUCUUGCUGCUGUUGUGCCGCCGGCACAUGAUUUCCAUUCUCAUCCUGGGGCAAAGUUCUCAACUCGAGGUUACUCUUCCAGGUUAGUGGAGUUUGUAACCUGAGGCGUUUGUAACUCGAGGUACCACUGUAUUGGUUUUGCUGCUAGCUGCAUAGUGGCUGCACUCUGCUUUGCUUUGCCAGAGUAGCGUAUUGAGCAGAGAGGUGCUGUACCAUGUGUUGUCGCAGUGUUCUUGUGAUGCCAUAUCCACACUGCAUUGUGCACAGUUGCGCUGCUAUACCACAGAGCAAUAAAGACCAUUCACAGCAAUUUUGGGGCAUAUGCCACAUAAUGGUUGCCUUAUUGCACCUCACUGCAUGUUGUGGCAUUAGCCAGAGUCACUUUAUUUUGCCAAAACAUAUGCUAUCAUUCUGCACUAGAUCGCACUGCAGUAUUAUACUGCAGCUCAUGUUUAAUCUGCUACAAUGCAUCACAGGCAUUGCACUGUAUACAAUCAGACCUGCACAUCGAGCUUCAUGUUGGCUUCCAUGCAGACACACAGUAUUACCCAGAGCAUACCACGUGCACAUAUUUGCAUGCUGUCUUGCUAGGCAGCACAUCGACACAUUCCGUGUGAUUGCAUUAUUGUGACUUACAGCCACUCUGCAAGUCUCCUUAAAUACAGUUCCCACAAACUGCAUGCCUGCUGUGCAGGGCCACAUUAAAGCACCACUUGCAUUUUAGUUCAUGCUUCCACAUUGUAUUACAUGCUAUGCACAGCAGCACACAGCCGUAUUCACCAUGCUCUGCACUGCUGCAAGCACAUUGCACAAUGGAUAGCAGGAGCAGCUCCUUCAAUGCCGUGUAUGAAAUUUGACCCAGAGACAAUUCAUCUGCAAAUGAUUUAGCUUCAGGUUCUCUACAAAUGUUCAUUGUGCUGUGAAGGAGAAUGCCUCCACCCCUUCUGGUUGUAUUCUGCUCCUGAGACUGAGCUCUCCGCCUGCAGCCAUGUGCUCCUGUAUACAUGGCCAGUUGUGAUUGUUCUGCAUGUUGCAGCACUGCUCAUCAUGCUUCUGCAAAGUUAACACCAUGUUCUGAAUCCUCUCCACCAACUAGGCCUGCACAUUGUCUUGAACUCUAUCAUGAAAGCCAUGGUGCCCCUCCUGCACAUUGCACUGCUUGUCCUUUUCGUCAUCAUCAUCUAUGCUAUCAUUGGCUUGGAGCUCUUUAUCGGCCGCAUGCACAAGACCUGCUUCAUCGUUGGUUCAGGUAUAGUUCUGCAAGUGUGUGGGGGAGGUAUGUAGAUCAUUCUCGCCUCCAAAAAUGUUAAAUUUUAGGGAGAGAGACCAAUCCAAGUGUGUGCAAAUGAACUGUAGGGAAUAAUCCUACUCCUUCCUUCCAGAAUGGGGAAUAGCACUGCUGGGAUGAAUUUCUGUUGAAUUCAGUUUUCAGUGUGAGAGCUGCAGUUUUGAAGAAUGUGAAAGGCUUCUCUUUCAAACAUUUUUUCAUACCUAUUUGCAGCUAUCUUUUAUCAUCAUCUGCUGCUUUGUUGUUAUUGUUAUAAACUUGAAAGAGCCUUUCACAGUGUGAUCAGGAGCUACAUAGUGAGUUUCAUGUGUUACAGGGAAAUUGAAUGGGAGAGGUUGAGAGACCCCCCCCCCCAGCCUUGCCUCAUCACGAGGCAAGAACAGGGAGUCUUCACUGCACAUUAUCAAAACCUCCUUCAUUUGGGUUCAAAGCUCCAUUCGCAAGGUGCCAGUUUGGUCAGAGGCUCCAGAGCAGAGCAUGGCAGCAGAGUUUGCAGAAGGUGCCCACGCCUCCCCACGGAGCCUCAGGCCUCCAACAAAGGAAAACAGGGGAAGUGUCAAUACCAAAUGUAGUAAUUCACUGGUAAAUGUAUCUACGUACUGGCUCAAUGAGAAAACUUUAGAAAUCCAUAAGAAAUUACUCAUUGUAUCAGUCUCAGUUCCAAUGACAUUUAGGACCCAGGGAAGUGAGGUAUAAGGGGAGGGGUUAGUGAGCCCACCAUAAUCCCUGAGAUGUACAGUCAUGUCUGUCUGCAGGACCUUUGCAAGGAGUUUGUACUGUGAAAGACUAUAUUUGAUUGACAGGUACAUUCCUGGAUCUCAGGUUCUACCUGUGACCACACCUUUUCCGUGACGUAUCUAUGAUGUCUUGAUGAUGCUUCUGGAAAUGUAUUAUGGGAAACUUUUAAAACUGACGUAACAAUGUUUGGGGCUUCCGGCUGCUUCGUGCUUGUGGUGGUGGGAGGUCUUGCAACAAUAAAGAUCAGGCCUAAAGGCCACCGUUUUGCUUCUAUCUCCUGGCUGAAGUCUCUUGCUUGUGACCCCCGACCUGAACCUAUGGGAGUCAAGGUUAGGCAAUUGUGGGUGCUCCAAGGGCUCCCUAUUACACAUGCAACCUCUCUUAGCUCAGUUAGAUAGCGUGUGUUGCUGAUAAUGCCAAGGCCAUGGGUUUGAUCCCCAUUCGAGCCACCUGCAUAUUCCUGCACUGCAGGGGGUUGGACUAGAUGACCCUCAGAAUUCCUUCCAUCUCUACAAUUCUAUGAUUCUAACCCAAAUAGCCAGUGUCAUUUUCAGCAACAUAAAUGCAUGACUGGAUUUUAAAAGCUGUCUACUGAUAUGCUUAAAUGCCUAAAUGUUAAAAGAACAUUGAACUAUCAAGUGAAUUUUUGGUGUGUGUGUAUUUUAGUAGUUGGGGGUGGGGGGUGUUGGAAAUACAGGGCACAGUUUGAGAGAUAUGCAGAUGUUUGUGAAACAUAGUUUGGUUCAGCACUAGAAUGAACCUGUCACUCUUCUCCCUGUCUGUCCACCCCCCCAAAAAAAAUAUCUCUGCAUCCCUUGCAGACCUGGAGGCUGAGGAGGACCCAUCACCUUGUGCCUUCUCUGGGCACGGACGGGAAUGCUUGACGAACAAUAGUGAGUGCCGUGGGAAGUGGGAAGGACCCAAUGGUGGCAUCACCAAUUUCGACAACUUCUUUUUUGCCAUGCUGACUGUCUUCCAGUGCAUCACCAUGGAAGGUUGGACCGAUGUGCUCUACUGGGUGAGGCAGCUUCCUCCACUAGUGGGGGGGGGGGGGAGCAGCACUGCCAAUGGCUCAUACAGAGCAAACCAUACAAUUUUCUGCUUAUGGUCCCUCUCUCUACUCCAGAUGCAGGAUGCAAUGGGUCACGAGCUGCCCUGGCUCUACUUUGUCAGCCUUGUCAUCUUUGGCUCCUUCUUCGUGCUCAAUCUGGUUUUGGGUGUGCUGAGUGGGUAAGUCGGAUUUGGAGUGAGUAUAGCAUGUGAAUCAGCCAGUGUAUUUCUGGGAUGCCUUUGAGGGCUGCUUCUUGUGCCUACAUACAUGUGGUAACUGGAUAGCUGGAUAAAUAGAUAGCAUGUAACCAUUCACACAAAAUGCUUCCACCAGCAUUCAAAUGGGGAGGUGACUUCUGUGAGAGAUCCAGAAUCUGCCCAGGGUAGCAGGGGUUGCAUUUGUACUUUGUAAUAUCUGUUGAAUUGAUUUUGCUCAUUUGCAGUAUCAAAUGGUUAUAUUUUAGUGGGGAAGAUUCUGCACUGACACCCACUUUCCACCUCGCAAGUCUAGUAGUAGUGAUUCUAUAUUUGGUUUUUCAUGGUAGCAUGUAGUUUCACUUGCUUGUAUAAAUCGUGGAAUUGUUAUGAUUCAUUCAUUGGGUGCUUAAAGUAAUGUUAGCCCCACACGGGGUGUGAGGGGACAAACCCGUUCCCAUGGGUUCACGGUCAGAUAGGAAGAAUGAGGCAUAAGCAAAAAGAGGGUAGGAAGGACAUAAAAUAAAACCAGAAAAUGUAAUUAUGAUAUUGUGUGAUGUCUAAAUUGACAAACUAUUGUUGGGCAAACCAAAACCAGAAAACUUGGUUUGAAGUACUAUAUUUGUUAACUAUGGUUUAGUCUGAUAUCUGAAUUAAGAAAGCAUAGUUUACAAUGGUUGCUUACCUUCUCAAAGACACACCUAGUAGAAUGAAGUUAUAAACCUGAGUACUGAUAAAACGGGAAAUGGUAGCAGACCACCUCUCUAAACCAUGACAUCUCUUGUGUAGUUAACUGCUUAGCGUGAACCAUGAGUUGGUAUGAUGUCUUUUAGCCUAGCAUAUGCAAGUGAGUGUGUGCAAUGAUUGCUGACAGUUGAUGUGGUCCCGGUUCCCCCCCAGUGAAGGGAGCAGAAGAAGCUAGUGGGUUAUGGAUUUAGGGCCAGAAUGACUGAUGCCAGAUGCCAGGCAAAGGGAAGAGCCAUUCUGCUGAGUUGCCGACUUGUCAGGCCACUUUGAUAUAGUGUAUAAUAGCAGUGGUGACUGAUUUUUUUUAGCAGGUGUGCACAGGGCCAGCCCAGCCAUGAGGCAAGGUGAGGCGACAACCUCAGGCAGCAGGAUCCACAGGGGCAGCAGACGCGCCCUCCAAGGAAAGCAUCGCCCACUGUUGCCACUGCUGCAGUGGCAGCAACAGCUGCGGCACACUUCUUGGAGAGCAAGAUCUCCUUGGCAAGCCCCCCCCCCCCGCUGCCUCUACUGCAGCCUCUUUGCAAACAGGAGGUGCUGCUGGUCUCUUCCAACUCUUGUUCCUGAUAUAGAUCUUUAUUUCCCCAUUGUUCCAGAUGUAGAUCUUAACUCACCCCUUCUUUCCUGGCCAGAGUGGAGGCACUAUUUUGUGGUUCACUGCAGGUUCCAAAAUGUCUUGGGGCAGCCUUGAGUGUGACACAAGCCAUGCCCAAAGCAUUAGACGUUAUAAUAGAGACCCCGAGUGGUAUGGUGGUUAGAGUGUUGGGCUAAGACCUGGAAGAGCAGCGGUCUAGUCCCCACUCGGCCAUGAAGCUCACUUGGUGACCUUGGGCCACUCACUGUCUCUCAGCCUAAUCUACCUCACAGGCUUGGGAUCCAUGAGUGGGAAAGUGCUGUGGUGCUCAUGUCCUGCUGUGGAAUCUCCAUAAGCAUCUGGCUGGCCUCUGUGAGAACAAAAUGCUGCCCUAGAUGGGCCUUUGGUCUGAUCUAGCAGGGCUGCUCUUUUGUCACCCUGUGCCUUGUUAUGGUUUUGCCUCUAAUCUAUGGAUCUGUAGAGCAGAGCAGUGCAGAACUAGCGUGUCAGGCAAGAAUUCAGGCCUGACUCUCGUAUGCCAUAGCCAGGAGUGCUGCAGAUUUCAGGAGUGGUUCAGAAGUGCCAUGAACUGUCAUAACCCCAUGUCACAGGUUGACCAUCUGUGGUGUAUUUUCUGUUCGCUGUCUGCCUGUGACAUCUGUGGCCUAGCUGAGGUGGCCAGAUCUGUGGGUAGCUGGCACGUGGAUGAUCCUGACAUUGGAGUGUAUGUAUUAUAUGUUUGUGGAGGUAGGUGGGAGCUUGUACUUAAUUUCCCAUUCCCUGCUCUGACUUUCUGAUGUUUUGAUUCAGCCCUGUGUGUCCCUUAAGCACCGAGAGAGCUUUCCGGCUGUGCCAAACACAUGACAACCAGCUGGAUCAAAGGCUGUGCUACUGGCAGGCGGGCUUUGCACCAGUAGGUGUCUUUCAGCAGAUGGCUAAGCUGGCCUGUGCAGCUAAUUUGACCCAUUUCUCCCCACAGAGAAUUUUCCAAGGAGCGAGAGAAGGCAAAGGCCCGGGGUGACUUCCAAAAGUUACGGGAGAAGCAGCAGAUGGAGGAAGACCUGAAGGGCUAUUUGGAUUGGAUCACGCAGGCCGAAGACAUCGAGCCUGACGAGGAAGGGGACGAGGCAGACGAGAAGCACACUCGUAAGGGCUCCGCCUGCCACCCGCUGCCAGCUUCCUAGCCCUGCUUUGCCAGAGACCAGUGCCCUGCUGAAGGAGGGGACAGUUUAGUCAGUGGCCUGGAUGCUACCAUCUGGGCCUUGUGGCAGCUCUGGGUGAGGGGAUUAGAGAGGAAUCAAUCCAAGCAGCAGCGAUGCAAGAUUAGUGAGAACCUGAGCAAACUGGCAGCUGGGGAAGGGAUCCUUCUUGUGGAGAGGAGGGAGGGGAGUCGGAUGCCGUGUACCUACUGGGGAAGCAGGUGGAUCUGGCGGUCGGGGACACGACUGGAUGGCAGGAACAGAACAGAAGGGCAGGCCAGGCCAAUCCCUCUGUCUCUUUAUUUUUCUCCCUCUGCCUUUUGCUGAGGGAAGGGAUACAGGGGUUGUGCUCUUUCCUUCAGCAAUGCCCAGAAUUGGCCAAUUAGUAGCAUGCUUUUACUUGUGCGUACCCUUCCCCAUGGCUAUAAUUUGCAGCAAGGGAAAAUGGAAGAGAGUUCCAAGGGUAAAACCCCUGGCACUGAGUUAAUUAGUUCAUUGGGACCUCAUUAGUUACUUUGGGGUCGCUGAGCAAGUGGUAAGAGCAACUAAGGUCUGCAUUGUGAGUAGACAGAUAUUUAUGAGUCUCCUAUUCAUCUCAUCUGUAUUCCCUCCCCAGUCAGCUGAGGACAAAUUUGGAGAAUCUUGGUCCUUUCACCCUUCUGCCUCUCUGACUCCCCUCUCAGAAAUGGAGGCAACUGGAGGAGUCCCAGUGUGCUCCAACUAGGGGCUUAUCUACACUUACCUUUAGCCCUGCUCUUUCCAGGCACAGGUUUCCUUGUGCAAACUUUAAAGCUGAAGCAUAACAAAAAGCAAUGCGGGUUUUCAGCAGAUUGCCGUUUACUCCAAUUCAGCAGUAAAGAGUGGGUUUUCACAGGGAAAGCUUUGGAGCAAGGGAGAGAGAGAGCUCAGACACAGAGCUUUAAAGCGUGAACCUGUUGUAAUUAAGGCAAAGAAUAUAUCAGGGCUUUUUUUAAGCCAGAACUCACAGGAACUUAGUUCCGGCACCUCUCAGGUGGGUGCCAUAGCCAUUAUAAGAAAACAAGGACGGCUAGUGAGUACUAGCACCAUUUUUUCUAGAAAAAUAGCACAGGUACGUGUAAUGAAAAUAAUCACAAGUGUUUCCCCUGCUUCCCACUGCCUCCAUCCCCCCUCCUUUGUUGUUUCCUUAUGUCUAUUUUAGACAGAGCUAUAUAAAUAGAUAAAUGAGGGGAAAGUGCUCUAGCGAAAAUCUACUUUUUUAGAAUUAAAAAUGACAUGUUGCUUUUCAAUCAGCACCAUUUUAGUGCCCGUUUUUCUCUGCUGAUCUGUUAGUUAGCACUAAAACACUUUUUAGUAAACUUCUAAAAUUUGUUCAACACUACUUUAAAAUAAUGUUUUUAAUCAGUUUUAACAUUUGCACUGAAAUAUGAUGAAAAAUAUGGUAUCGGAUUGUACCUUCAUAAAGGUUCAUGGCUGUGUCACACCCACUUGUUUGGAUGGAGCUUAGUGGGGUGUACACAGUGGGGUCGCAAUGGGGGCGUGGUGCGACCCAGGUGCCCUGUCUGGGGGGGGGUGACAAGAAGGCACCCUGCGGGGGCUUGCGCUGCCAUCACAAGCGGGGGCAGUGCAAGCAGCCAUCACACAGCCACAUGUGGAGGAUCCUCCGUUUGUGGCUGCAGCCGCGAGCAGAGGAUCCUGGCACCAUCCGUACAGCGCUGGAGUGGCGCCGCUGGCAAACUGCUAUGUACAGCGCAUGUGCAGCGUCGCUACAUACAGUGCAUGCAUCGUACGUAGCAAUGCCACACAUGCACCUGCUUAGCCCCGCCCCGGGUGUCCCUAUGCCUUCACUCGCCCCUGGAUCCCCAGAAAGCACAUUAUCAGCUGACGUGUGGAAAGCGCAAGUCUGCCCCUGUAGCUUUCAGUACUAGGAAGUGCAAAUCGGGGGUGGAGGAGCCCUUGCUUCUUUGUUUAAUCUUGGCAACUUUGACAUAAGAAAAAGCAAUUUGAAGAGAGCAAGAGAAACUUGUCCACUUUUCUCCAUUGUCUUUGUUAUGUAAUUCACAUUAGUUUGUUAUUCUUCAUUCAUUUACCCCUUUCCCUAAAUUAUUUCCUUUCCUAUUCAUCCCUCCAUCCUGUCAUUCAUCCCUGCCUUGCUUAUGGAAGGCGUGACUGUGGCAGACCUGACGGAGAAGAAGAAGAAGAAAUGGUUCGGAUACAGCAGUCACUCCUCCGACACCCACAGUAAUUUCCUCAUUUUCUUCCAUAAGUAGCCAUGUUUCAUUCUCUUUAAGAGCUAAGCAGAAAAAUAUAUAUUCAAAACGUAUCAUGUAUUUCUGUCCAAUCCCCCACCUAUGCUUCAUCCACAGCCUACUUUGAUUUCAUUCAUAUUUUCUUUUUAUGUUACAUCCAUCUUCAUGCUUAAGCUGGAGACAGGUUUUUGUCUUCCAAAGUUGAAUGCAGUUUGAAAAUGCUUAAUAUGGUUACACAUUUCCUGAUUUUUGCCUCUUGGGAAGCAGGUUUUUGAAUUGUUUCGAACACCUGCAAAACUUGUUUAAUAAGAGGUGGCAGUAUGUGUACACCAUUGGAAGAGAAGGCUUUUUCAAACAACUUCUUACUUUUUAAAAAACCUUUUUUUGUAUUCAGCCUUAGAAGUACAUUUGGGAACAACAACAACAAAAACAAAUUUCUUGUGUUGGGCUGAGCUCAUGUUGUGGGAUGUUUUGGAGUGCAGUGAAUUUUCUGUCUCAGAGACGGACUCCCUCCUCCCUCUGGUCUGCAUUAUGCUGCUCCCAGUGGACAGCUGUUGGCAGAUGCCAUUCCCGCCCCCCACAUGAUGACAUCCAUCACUCACAAGGGCAUUAUGGGGAAAGCAAAAUGGUGGCCCCAGCCAAUGGCAACUGGGAAUUUCAGCACCACUGUCACUGCAACAGAGGUGGUAGCCAUGGAAACAAAAGGCAGUUUCCUUUAUUUCAUUAAUUCAGCCAAAAUUUUAACUUUUCAAACUUUCAACCUACUCUUAUGAUGAAUGUGACCAAUGUCACAUUCAUGACGCCGAAGGGAAGUCAGAGUUGUGGUUUUAAUGCCAGGCAGUGGGCCUGGAUAAUUAUAAGAAAUGGUGCAGAGAGGACUUUGUGCUGUUUUUGAAAAUCCCACUUGCUUUUCUCUCUCUCCAGCCAGUCUCCCUGCCAGUGAAACCACCUCAGUGAAUACGGAGAAUGUUGGGGAGGAAGAGCAUCACCAGAACAAUUGCUGCGAUGUGUGUUUGUGAGUUUGUGAGUUUCCUUAGUCAAAGGGAGGGAGGGCAGAAUGGAUUAGUACAGUAAUGUUACAUUUUCAGUUUCUUUGGGUUGGGGUUGACUCACAGGGGAGUUUACAAAAAAACACACCACCCACAAAAUAACAUAACGUAUUAACAAACAAAAACAGUACCCCGCCCCCAAUUUAAAAUGCCAAGGCCUAGGAGAAGAGGAACGUUUUUGCCUGGCGCCUAAAGAUAUAUAAUGAUGACACCAGGCGAGCCUCCCUGGGGAGAGCAUUCCACAAAUGGGGAGCCACUGCAGAAAAGGUCUGCUCUCAUGUUGCCACCCUCUGGAUUUUCUGUGGAGGCACACAAAGAAUGGCCUCUGGUGAUGGUUGCAGGGUCUGGGUCACUUCAUAUGGGGAGAGAUGGUCCUUGAGGCAUUGUGGUCCUGAGCUCUUUAAGGCUUUGUGGGUUAAAAACAGCCAGUGCAGUCAGGCCACGAUUGGCAUUAUUCUCAAAUCGUCUUGCCCCAAUGAGCAACCUGGCUGUUGAAUUCUGCACCAGCAGAAGUUUCUGAACCAUCCUCAGAGGCAGCCCCACAUAUAAUGUAUUGCAGUAAUCUAACCCAGAGGUUACCAGAGUGUAGACAACAGAAGUUAGGCUAUCCCUAAAGCUGAAGCUUAUAGACGGCACUCCUGUUGCUGCUACCCUCUUCUUCCAGGUCUAGUCUGGGCUCAGUCAUCUGGGCAGGUGGUCUUGCAUGAAGUAAAGUGGGUGGGCUGACAAGCAAGAAGGCAGGUGGGCACUGCUGCUGAGAUGCUCUGACAGUUCUCCUCUCUGCCAAUGAUUGUGUGCUGCUCCACCACUCUGCCUCCUCCUCUGUUUCCAUGCUGAAUGAAGGAGGCUGAGUACCACAGUGACAUCACAUACUCCGUGUAAAAUAGAAGAGAUGGAGGAGUGGUAGAGCAGCAGUGGCAGCCAGGCAGCUGAGCGAAUUAGCUCAGUGUGCUGAAAACAAGACUAUGGGCAAAUGUAGAGAGGCUGCAACUUUACCAUCCAGAUAGCUUUGAUUCUAGAUUUAAAAUAAGCCUAGAAAGAGCUUCAUAGUUUGAACCUAACCUACAUUGCUAACCACUUCCUCCUGUUUACCACAGUGUGUUCUCUCCUUUCAGGCAAGAGUGCUUUGUAAUGGUGCCCAAAUCAGCACUGAAGGGCGAGUGUGUCUUGCCAAGAAUGUAACCAGUCUAAGGCAUUUUUAGGCCCUUAAGUUAAACAUGACACAGUUCCUUUACCGCUGUGACUUAAUAUGGCACAAUUUAUCAGUGCUCUUCAGCAGCUUAUAUUCAUUUUAGUAAGAUUUGCACAUGAGAAAGUCCAAGUGGAUUGGGUCCCAUAUGUUGCUUCUUGCUGGGAGGAAUUCAGAAUAAUGCUAAGCAGAUUACUCUGUCAGUGCAAGCAUUCCUGCUUGCCUGGUGGAAUAAUCUGCCCUUUCGUCCCCCUGUACACUGUUCUGGGGGUUAUCCUGAUCUCUGCUGAAGCCAAUUUGGCGGGGAGGAGGGAGGAAUGGGGGGAGGCGAGGGGAAGAAAAGCAGAAGCCCUUGCAGUGGCUUCCGUUGGCAGGUCUAGUUACCACCCGCUGUCCCACUCUGUCUCCCUUGAUAGCACUCAAAAUAUGCUUUCUCGGGCAACUGCCUCAUCUUGCCUCAUAGUAGGGGCACCCCUGGCAGCUGAACAUGAGAAAAUAAUUGCUAGGGUAGGGCAGAAUAGAGAUGGGCAGAGGGGGAGACACAUUGUUGGGCUGUCCCAACUCUUGAUUGUUGCUUUAACCUCUGUGCACCAUGGCUUAACCCAGUGGUUACUAGAGGUCAGAUUCCAGCCCAGAUCAUAAAACUGAGCAACUGCGGUAAAGCUGAGACAACUUUAGAAGGUGAUUCUUCUAGCGACGGUCCUAUAUUUACUAUCUGAUAGUAGAAACAGAAAGAGAUAGGCUAUUUUUUUAGUGUUCUUGCCUGCAAUCUUUUCUUGGCAUGAAGAUGCAGUGAUGGGAGACAUUUUCCAUCUGCUUCAUUUCUGCCUGUCAGGUUGCAGUUAAAGGUGUAGCAUAAAGGCUAGCAAAAUAAAUCAAUAAAUAAAAUGUCGGGGGUGCCACCUGGCAACCCUAAUUUGGGUUUGGGAUAUCUGUGAAAUGUGAAAUGCUGACAGUGUCUGUGAGCCUCCUCUAAGAACUGCUGCCCCUGUAUCCUUGAUCAAUUUGUAAUUUCUCAGUUUUCAACUGCAGCUGAGAGAGAGUUGUGUUUCAUUUUCUUGUUGAAUUUCUCCUGUCUUCCACAGAGGCAAGCUCUCCAAGACCAAAUUUGGGUGAGUAGGAUGAAAGCUGCCUUUCCCUCUGCCCAGUGCUCUCCUGCUCUCUGGCUCUCAUCAGUGAUAUCUGUCCCCCUCCCGUCCCCCCUCUGCUGCAGCCGCCGAGUGCGACGCAUCAACCGUCUCUUCCGGAAGAAAUGUCGCCUGGCUGUCAAAUCCGUCUCUUUCUACUGGAUGGUCCUGCUCCUUGUCUUUCUCAACACUCUCACAAUUGCCUCUGAGCAUUACAAUCAGCCCGAUUGGCUCACGCAAAUCCAAGGUAGGGUUGCAAGACACAGGGAAUGUAUAAUAGCGCCAGCAAGGGAGUAUUGUCCAGGAGUUAGCGCAGAGCAGGGAGAGCCUCUAAGGCCCAUCUGCACUAUGCAUUUAAAGCAGUAUCAUGCCACUUUAAACAGAGUUCGCUGGGAAGGGGGAUUGACUGUUAAACCACUCUGGAAAUUGUAGCUCUGUGAGGGAACAGGGGUCACCUAACAACUCCCCACCCUCUUAACAAACUACAGUUCCCAGGAUUCUUUGGAGCACCAUUGCUGUUUAAAGUGGAUAAUGUAUGGUAUGGAUGUGGCCUAAGAGGGUAGCUUAGUGAUUGUGGUCAGGACUGAGAAGCAGGAACAUGGUUUUGAAUUAAUUUUUAAUAUACAAUUGGCUGAGGUGGGGGGUGGGGUUGUUGCCUCCCUUCCCCAACUAUGGAUUUUGGGGGGAAACAAAAUUUGGUUGUUCCACUUCUCUUAAACAAAACCACACACUGGUUUAGAAAUUCUUGACUGCCAUCUACUGUUCUUGUUCUGUAGCAGGAGUGGCUGAACUAUGAUCCUCAAGGUGUUGCUGGACUUUUAACUUCCAUCAUCCGUGACCUGACACUGGGCAGCAUGUGCUGGCUGGGGGCGGGGGGGGGGGUAAAGGGAGCCCACUGAUGCCUCAAGGGGCACCGUUUCUCCAUCCCUAUUGUAAGGCAAUUUUAUCUGGCUCUUUCCUGCCCUAACAAACCUUUACCAAGACAUAGCAAAAACUUUGCCCACAGUUCUAUUUGCAAGUAAAAGAAAAACAUGUCCAAGCCAUAAGAAACACAGAUAUUCAGAUAUUUUACAUUCCUCUCUUUAGAUUUAUCUGUGUCGAGUAUGUAAUAUGUAACUGCAUAUGUUUGUAUGCAAUGCAUUGCCUGCCCUGAGCACAUGUUCUUCAUUACUGGAAAUCCUAACUGACACCAGCUUUGAUAUGGAGCAUGACCGCUUACACAUCUGUGUGGAUUUCCUACCUCUGGAUGGACUGAUAUCUGGGGAACAAAUGAUAUGGUCCCUGAGAAUAUUGAAAUUGCGCAUACUUGAGCUGAUAUGCAUGAAUUGUUUGGAAGUGCAUGAUAUAAAUCCUACAGCUGCUUGGUCAGUCUAGUUUGCGGGUUACCAGUUGACCAUCCCUGUUUUGAACUUGUAGGCUUGCUGAAAAAUACUUGGGCAGCUGAUCUCAUCCCCAUCCAUUCCAAAGUGCCUUGUAUAUGUGAGUUACUCUGUAGAGAAGGAUCAACAGGGAAGUGCAGAAGAUGGUCAAAUGGAGAGCUGAGGAGUCUCCAUUUACUCCUCUCUGCUCUGCCAUUUUCGUCCAGCUCAAAAUAUUUUGAGUCUUCAACAUAUUAUUCCCACUUUGCAGAUGGAAACUGUGAAAAAGCAUCUGUCCUCUAGUCUGUCUGACACCCAGUGUACUGUGUGGUACUUAAUUAACAUUGAGGACUAGGAGCAUAAGGCUGUCCCAUAUACCUCUUGUUGACCCUCUACUCUUUCUUGCCACAGCUUAUGCUAACAAAGUACUGUUAUCACUGUUCACCAUGGAGAUGCUGUUGAAGAUGUACAGCCUGGGACUACAGGCCUAUUUUGUCAGCUUCUUCAACCGCUUUGAUUGUUUUGUGGUAUGUGGUGGAAUCCUGGAGACUGUCUUGGUAGAGUUUGAGAUCAUGCAACCUCUUGGAAUCUCUGUGCUUCGCUGUGUCCGCCUCUUACGGAUCUUCAAAGUCACCAGGUCAGGUGGUGGUCAUAGUCAUGGGUGAUUGGGUGGCAUUGCUUAGGGCUGGGGCAUGCACUCAGGGUUAGCUUAAUUCAAGGUGGUUGCCUGCUAGAAAAUUCAGGUUGAUUUGCUUAUGGCUUGAAGAUAUAUUACUAUAGAACCCUAGGCAGGUGAUCAGUAUGUACUUAUUGCACUUAUAUUAGCCUCUUCCCUCAGAAACUAAGAACAAUUUACAUCUGCUUCCUCUACAUCAGGGGCGGGGAGCCUGUUGCCCUGCAGAUGUUGUUGGAGUACAGCUCCUAUUGUCCCUUGACUAUUGGCCAUACUAGCAGGGCCUGGUGAGAGUUGGAGGCCAGCGAGGCCAGUUUCCCCAUCCCUAUUCUAGUAGUGCUGGUUCUUACCUGUGAGCUGAAGUGCCCCAAGUCCCUCGACCCAUUUAUCCAUCCCUGGUUUGCUUUCCAGGCACUGGGCCUCGCUGAGCAACCUCGUGGCCUCCUUGCUGAACUCCAUGAAGUCCAUUGCGUCCUUGCUGCUCUUGCUUUUCCUCUUCAUUAUCAUCUUCUCAUUGCUGGGCAUGCAGCUUUUUGGGGGCAAGUUCAACUUUGAUGAGACCCAGACCAAGCGCAGUACUUUUGACACGUUCCCCCAGGCCUUGCUCACAGUCUUCCAGGUAAAAACACACAUGGGGUACAAGUGGGGUGGCUGGGACCAGCCUUCGACAGGUUUGGGUGCUUACUGGGGACUGGGCUAUGUAAGGGACAAAUGGUUGAAGCCCCUUAUUUCCCACCUGGAUCCCAAUCCUGUCAACUUCCCCAUCCCACUAUUAUUAUUAUUAUUAUAAAAAAACGUUCAAGAGGGAGGGAAUGGCAACAGCUGUCAAUGCAGCUUCCCAUGACUCAUGGGUGAUCUUAGGAGCCACUCAGUUGUGUCCUUGAAACAGACUUAAAGAACAGUACAAGGAAGCAGUGUGAUCCCUUCAAUAACUGAAGGGUUGUUGACCCUGGUGCACAGAAGAAAAAAGAGCUUAAAGUUCCAUAGAAUCACAUGUUACAGUUUUAAUGGGUAUCCAUUACAGAACGAGAGGCAAAACUAGUACAGUGGUGCCCCGCAAGACGAAUGCCUUGCAAGACGGAAAACCCGCUAGACGAAAGGGUUUUCCGUUUUUGAGUUGCUUCGCAGGACGAAUUUCCCUAUGGGCUUGCUUCGCAAGACGGAAAUGUCUUGCGAGUCUUGAGAUUUUUUUUCGCUCCCCCCCCCUUUUCUAAGCCGCUAAGCCGCUAAGCCUUUAAUAGCCGCUAAACCGCUAAUAGCGCUAAUCCGCUAAGCCGCUAAUAGGGUUGCUUCGCAAGACGAAAAAACCGCUAGACGAAGACACUCGCGGAACGGAUUAAUUUCGUCUUGCGAGGCACCACUGUAUGCUCAUAUCGGCUCUGUGGCCAAUUGCAUAUAAGGAAGGAGCAGGUGUGCAGGCUGCCCUGUGCCAACCUGAGCUUUUAACCCUAUUAACCUCUGCACCUCAGUUCUCUUUUUUCUUGGUUGGGACUCCAAAAUGGGAAAUAUAUCCCACCAGAAGUAAAACAGUUGGGGUGUAGUGGUUUCACAGCAAAAAUAAAGAGAUCCUUUCAAUCUCCAUUAAGCUUUCAAUUCUUGCCCUCAGAUCUGUAUGCCAUAAUCACUUCUAAUUUAGCUGACCCUAAAAUUCUAAAAAUACAGGCCUUGGUUUACCCCACCUCAUCACCACAAUUAUAAUAAUAUUAAUUAUACAUACUGUGGGAGAAGCAAUACAAAACUGUGACUGGUCCUAGUUUUCUGGGGGUUUCAAGGGUUGAUAGGGAAAGAAAGACAUGUAUGGUGUCAUGAAUUUAGACUUUGUGUUCUCAGUUUAUAAUCACAGUCUUUUGGAAGCCCUAGGCUGCCAAUUUACCACCUGUAGCUGAUAAAAGCACUUUAACAAAGUGCAUACCUAAAACUGUGUCAGGUUCAAUUUUGGUUUUGUAUACAGUAACCAGGUACAAGAGAAUAUUUGCUUUCAUCUUCUAUUUUUAUUACUAAACAAAUACUUCUAAUAACACAUGGAUAUCAAAAUAUAAAGCAUACCCACUAGGAUAAGCAACAAUAGUUCUGAAACAUUUCUUACCGUAUUACAGAGACUAGGUAUUGAGAUUUCAGUAGUUGAAAAUAGGAUACCAUAUUCUAAGAUCCAAGUUUUUAUCGGCUCCUUUAGAGUAAGGUGCCGCUAGCCAUUUAGGGGCUAUAAGCAAGAGAGAUUCAGAUGGUAGGAAGCUGAUAUAUUCAAAGAUCGGCUCAUGUUUAUACUGUUUCUGAAUAUUUUAUUUUGUUAUAUUUUAAGCUCACAAUCUGAACUAUCUCAUAGUCCCUAAAUAUUUCCAAGAAUAUAACAUAAAUGAUUACUGGUUUGUUCACAGUCAUCCUAAUUUGCUUGCUCAAAAUUUACUUGGUGGUUAGACAAAGGGUUCUUCCACACUUCUGUUUAUCCCAUGCCUAGAAAGCAUGAGUCCAACCGAGUAGUUUUCUCCUUGCCCUUCUUCCUUUCCUAGGGAAAACUCACUCUUUAACUUGGAGCAAAUGUCAGUCUGGGGGAAACUUAAAUUGCUGUUUGCUCCAACUGAGCACUAAGAGUCGGUUUUCCCCAGGGGAAAGCAGCAAGAUGAGAAAGUAUGAGCAAGUCUUGGGUCUGGUCUUUAUUAAGCACAUAUUCUGAUUUGUUUACGGGAUGAUUAUAUGACAGUGAGUAUUUAUCUUGCAUUCAUCUGGAGUGUCACAAGUUCCCCAUCCCCGGAAUACCACAAGGAACACUGCUGUAGAGUUGAGUGCUGUGCUAAUUACAUUAUUUAUUACCUCUAAUUGAUUUUAUUAUUGAUUUGUUUUAAAUUGCAUUGUAAUAAAUGUAUUGGGAUAAAUGUAUUGGCCGGCAGCAUAUAAGUACUUUAAAUAAGCAGUUAAAAAACAACAACAUUUAAUUGUGGAACUAUCUUAAUUAUAUUUGCUGUUCCCUUUGCUCAUGCCACAGAUCCUGACAGGGGAGGACUGGAAUGCAGUGAUGUAUGAUGGGAUCAUGGCCUAUGGCGGCCCCUAUUUCCCAGGUAUGCUGGUCUGUGUCUAUUUCAUCAUCCUCUUCAUUUGCGGCAACUGUAUCCUUUGAUUGGCGGUGAAGAUUAAUGGACCUUAAGUCCAAGAGGAUUGAUGCUAGGCUGCUAGAUUGCUGAUGAAAAAUUGCUGAGUCGGGCCCCCAAAUUUAAUUCAGGUCCUCACCUUUCCAGACCCUGAAGUUAGAAAUCAAGCUGACCUUCCCAUGGUUACAUUAGGAUGGAAUAGUGGUUGCUACUGCAGUGCUUAAAUAGGGAUCGGAUACAGGGCAGGUAGCAGGAGUAAGGGCAUUUGCAUCUGUGAAUGCUGGGAUACAUGGUUUGAUUGGGCAGCAUAUAUUCUUUUUAAAUGCUUAUGAAACUGCAGAUGAGGAGCAUCAUCUAGAAAGAGACAUUCUCACUUCCCUCACACACAGGAUGAAAUGCCUCUCCUAAGAGGAUGCUGACUAGGAUACACUAGUGCAUAAUCUAACAGCAAAUAAUAGUAUACAACUUCUUUCAGAACUAUUGCUUUUACAGUUUAUAUAGAUUUGAUUGCUAGAAUGAACAAAUAAAACUUGUAUGAUGAAUCUGUUCACAUGUCUUUAACGGGGGCGCAGCCCUCAUCCUGAGGGUGUGUUGGCUCGGGGUGGUUAUUACCCCAUUGCAUCAGGUUACAUUUUUCUGAACUUUCAACCCCAGAUAUUCUGCUCAAUGUCUUCUUGGCCAUUGCUGUGGACAAUCUGGCAGAUGGCGACAACAUCAAUACCUCCAAGGAGGGGGAACACAAGGAAAAGUGAGAACUGUAAUCUGGGGGGGUGGGGGCAGGUUGGAGAAGAAAGUGAACUGACCAAAUGUUGCUCAGUUUCUAGCUUUGUUUUUAUUUGUAUUGUUUUUAAAUUGCUCAUUGUAAGGCUUCCUUCUGAUGAUUUUGUUCUGAAAGAAAGGGCACAUUUAAAUAAGCCCGCCUCCCCCUUGGGUCCUCCUCCCCCUGAGGCAGAGUCUAGAUUUUCCUUUCUACCCUUUUCUAUAACUCUCCUCUUCCCCCUCUUCCCUGCCACAAUUCAGAGAGGCACCAGCAGAGGGGGAGCAGAGCAAUGAGAAAGAAGAAGAGAAAAAUGUGAAGGUGAGAACUGAAACCCUGACCUUCAUUUCUGACCUUGUUGCUUCUAGAGAUGCAAGUAGCCCUCCCACAGAUCAGUAGGCAGCAAUUCCACAUGAGUAAUAGAUAUAUAACUUUCUGUUUAUUAUCACUGUCUAGGGCAGCUUUUGCCAAUCCAAUGUCCUCCUGAGGUUUUGGUCUACAACUUCCACCAGCCUUAGCCAGCUGAUUUCUAUGUGUCUUUAUGGCCUAGUUCACUAACAGAACGAUCCGAAUUCUGCCCAGGGAGCAGCAGGAGGGCAGAUCAACCGCUGCACUUGAAACCUGCUGGCUGCUGCUGGCCAGUGGCAUGGCCAAAUCUAAAAGAGAAAACACCCAGCACCUCCUCCCCUGUCCAGUACAAGCUAGAAUGGACUCUGCAUGGUGCUGGCCAGGGCAGAAGGGGUUUUGUUUCAGAUUUUGCUGUGCCACAGGUAUAGCCACUGGUAGCCUGCUAAGACCCAUUUGGAGCAUUUCCACAAUCUGCCACUGGCGGAAGCUUCCUACCCUACUGAGUACCAAAAGUCGCCACCUGCAGAAAGUCAUUGGCACUUCAACCUAACCCUGUCUAACAGCAUGGACCAGAUGUAAGGAUUGCACUGUAAAGAAACACAGCCUGUUUCUGGGCUGUGCCACUUCAGACUUCAGGCAAAGACUUGCAAGACCGAACACCCCUUCGUGCAACCCCCCACUCUCCAUCCCCCACCACACACACAGCUAUUAUGACCCCCUAUCCUCCACCCAGAGGGACGCGGGUGGCGCUGUGGGUUAAACCACAGAGCCUAGGAUUUGCUGAUCAGAAGGUCGGCAGUUCGAAUCCCUGCAAUGGGGUGAGCUACCGUUGCUCGGUCCCUGCUCCUGCCAACCUAGCAGUUCGAAAGCAUGCCAAAGUGCAAGUAGAUAAAUAGGUACCGCUCUGGCGGGAAGGUAAACGGUGUUUCUGUGCGCUGCUCUGGUUCACCAGAAGCGGCUUAGUCAUGCUGGCCACAUGACCCGGAAACUGUAUGCCAGCUCCCUCGGCCCAUAAAGCGAGAUGAGCGCCGCAACCCCAGAGUCGGCCACAACUGGACCUAAUGGUCAGGGGUCCCUUUACCUUUACCUCUAUCCUCCACCCAAAUACAGGCUUCAUCCAGGUACAUAAAGCUCCAUCCCCCCACCCCCACCCCUGGGGUUCAUGACAGCUUCAGUGGAGUGUGGUCAGAUCAAAAAAUGGCACAGGGGAAUGAUAAACACCCAACACUUCACCUCUUAUGAUUACUGGAGCCAUUGCUGUGGCUGCUUUUAAGGGGGUGGAGGACAAAGAAAGGCCUGGAGAUUUAAUUAUGGCCUUUGCAUCAUGUCUGCUUCAGCCUCUGAGAGAGUGCCCUCUUCUGCCUAUUUCUAGUAAGCACAGGCCUCAACCAGGUGUGCAUGUGUGAACUGGCUUGCUAGCUUUUAGUCACAUGGUGGAGCGCUGUAGUGGCUCAACAGGUUGCAUGGAGGUAACUUGCCCUGCUCCUCCUUAAAGGGCUGAAGUAAAUGAGGCAGUGCAGCCAUGUUUGCAGCUCACACGUCUGUUCUGUUUGAAUCAAAAGCAGGAACUGAGAGGUCUAAUUUUUACAACAAAAGGACCAUGAAGGUGAGUUAGGCUCAGCACACUGUUCUCUCAGCACUGUUCUGAUGGUAAAAGUGUGAUGGGCUGAGGAGAAAAGCUCUGGUAGGAAUGGAGUGGGAGUGUCUCAUCCACACAUCUAUUUUAAUAUAAGAAUUGGUGUUGCUUAGACUGCCCUCCCCCCAGCCUGCUUUAGACAUGGAUGGAGUAGACAUAUGAAGAAGAAGUGUGUUUUUCCUGUCAUAUCAUUUGUGGCUGACUCCUCAUCUUCAUUGCUUGGUGAUAAAACAGACUCUGCAGGUUGUAGAAGACCAGGGCCUCUUUCUUUCUUCGCAGGCAUAUCAUUGGUACAAUAAUAGUGCAGUAGUGGUGGAUUUAUACUGAACCACAUCCUUCUGCUUUAUUUGUUAUUCUGGCAUGUUUUCCCAGUGUUACUGUAUUAUUGCUGUUUAGAGAGGCACUCUUGCCCCAUAGCGCAAUAAAAGUGGGACAAAAUAAAUCCUAGAGCAUUUAUGGUACGAAAAAUUACAGGAUUUCAGCAGGAAGCUACUGAAGCUGGCUAGAAAUGAAGCAGUGCGUCUGCCCCAAAGCUUCUGCAGGCACAGACAGGAUUAAAAGUAGGAUUGAGUACAACUGCUCGGAAACCAUCAUGAACACAGAUUGUCACGGAUCCACAAUAGAAAGGAGAUCUGGAAGUGCCCCUGGCAGGAAAAAAUGCAUCCUGAAUUGAGCUGCAUGCUGCAUGCGCGCACAUGUACAAGGCAGAGGUGCUUGUCAUGCCCUUCUCUGCACAGGCCCUCGUGCAAGCACAACAGUCACUUGUGCAAUGGGUGACAGCCUGGAAACUUUUGAGAAGGAUCUCUCUCUUUCAUUCAGAUCUCACCCCCACCCCCAUUACACACACAAACGCACACACGUCUAAGGCAGCCUCGCACUUGAACCCUCCUGAGGAAGUGCCCACCCCCCACCUCUAGGGUGGUGGCAGUCUGCCCAAGUCCAGGGUGGUGAAGUUUCCUGCCUUAGUCCUGAAGGUCAGAAAGGCUGAACUGGACACUCCUCUCUCCUCACUCUAUCUGUAGCCAUAGCCAGCAAAUACUGUAGAAACUGCUGUAUUAAGUCCAGUCUCUCCUGCUCUGCCCUCCAUCCCACUCAAACGUGCAUUGGUGAUGCCCAGUCUGCUUUCUCCUCAGGUGGAAUGUGGAGAGGAAGAGGAGGAGGAAGUAGAGGAAGGCAGUGAAGAAGCAGGUGAGGAAAGAAACGUGUAUGGUACUAUGACAAUCAUGAGGAUUGUUACCUUACUGAGACAAAAAGGCUAUUUAUGUUUUCACACAUGAGACCAAAGCAGCUCUUGACUGCAGCCUGGUUUGUAAUUGAAUGUAAAACUUACAAUUGACCAGGCUGCUUAUUCUGCCUCUCCUCCUCCCAGCUUUUCUCUUCCACGUAAACAACUAUCAGGCAUCAACAUAAAUUGCCUUUGAGCUCCUCUGGGAUAUUUAAGCCUUAAGUAUAAAAGGCAGCUACUGUAUUGCAGGGAACCAGGAAGGGGAUCAAUGGCAACAUGAGUUCAGACUCUAAGCUUGGAGAACUGGGCCUAAAGUAACACAAUGGAUUUCAAUAGGGACAAAGGCAAGGUCCUUCACUGAGGCAGGAAGAACCAGCUGCAAAAAUAUAAGAGAAGGAACACUGGGCAUGCCAGUAGGACAUGUGAAAAAGAUCUAGGGGUCUUAGAGGACCACAAGCUGAAAAUGAGUCAAGAGUGUGAUGCAACAGCAAAAAAGCUAAUGCUAUUCUAGGUUGCAUCAACAGAAGUAUAAUGUUCAAGGGACUUAAUAGUACCGCUCUAUUCUGCCCUGGUCAGAGCACACCUAGAGCCCUGUGCCUAGUUCUGGGCGUCACAAUUUAAGAAGGAUAUUGACAAGCUGGAACGUGUGCAGAGGAGGACAACCAAGAUGAUUAAGGGUCUGGAAACCAAGCCUUAUGAGGAAUGGUUGAGGGAGUUGGAGAUAUUUAGCCUGGACAAGAGGAGACUGAGAUGAGAUAUGAUAGCCAUCUUCAAAUAUCAAAAAGGCUCUUGAAUGGAGGAUGGAGCAAGCUUGUUUUCACCUGCUCCAGAGGGAACCAAAGGCUUGAUGUUACAAGAAAGGAGAUUUUGGCUCAACAUCAGGAAGAACUUUCUGGUGUAAGAGCCUUUUGACAGUGGAACGGGAUCCCUUGGACGGUAGUGGAUUCUCCUUCCCUGGUGAUUUUAAAGCAGAAGUUGGAUGGCCAUCUGUCUGGGAUGCUUUAUUUGAGAUUCCUGCAUUGCAGGGGGUCGGACUAGAUAACCUUCAGAGUCCUUUCCAACUCUGAAAUUCUGUGGUUCUAUGCAGCCUCUUUCUCUCCUGCUGCAGCUCACUUUUUCCAUUAGCCUUUGCAUAGCCUCCCCUCAACCUUCCUCCCUUCCUGUAUCAACUGUUAAAUUGUAAGUUUCUUGGGGCAAUUGCCCCUCAUCUGUUGUUACUCUGUAAUGCACCAUGCACAUUUAUGGUACAGUCAAACCUUGGAUGUUAAACGUAAUCUGCCCCGGAAGACCGCUUGACUUCCAAAAGGUUUGACAACCGAAAACUGAAGGCAGAAGCCUCAAUACAAUAGGGAAAUUCAAAACAGAAGCCACAUAGCACGUUCGGCUUCCAAAAACUGGAGCAGUCACUUCCGGGUUUUCGGCAUUCAGGAGCCAAAACGUUCCAAAACAGAGGCAUUUGGGAACCAAGGUUUGACUGUACUAUAUAAUUAUCAGAUCAGUUCGUAAUAGUUAGACAUUAUUCUCUCUCUCUCUCUCUCUCUCUCUCUCUCAUUAACACACACACACACACACACACACACACUGCUGUAAUGAAUAUGGCUCCCGAGGAAUCCUUAAAACCAAAUGUGGAGAACCUUUGACCUUCUAGAUGUUGCUGAACUACAAUUCCCAUCGCCCCAGGCUAUUGGCCAUGCUUGUCGAGGCUCAUGGGAGUUGUAGUUCAGCUUCAGAUGAGGGCCAAAGGUUCCUCAGUCCUUGGUUAAUCCUACACCAUGUCUUGUUUUCAGGUGAGGAGGAAGAGGAAGAAGAGGCAGAAGGAGAUCAGCAGAGCUUGGCAGAGUCUCACCUAGACAAACUGGAGGAAACCCCCACAGAGAAGGUGUUACCAAUUCCUGAUGGAAGUUCCUUCUUCUGCCUUAGCAAGACAAAUCCGUGAGUACAGAAAGGCAUGAACCAAGGAGGAAGAAGGUGGCGCUGGCUUUCUCUUUCAGUGGAAUGUGACCUCAGUUUGUUCACAAUUCUGCAAGAGUUGUAGGGUAAGGUCCAGGAAUUUCCUCUUCUGGUGCCAGGGCUGUGCAGGUGUCAGACCUGCAAGCAGUCACUUGGAAAGGCGAAGGUGCAGCCUACUUUAGCUCAAGACCCAGAACAUCAAACAAGGGUCACAUACAGGUCCAUAGUUAUGGCAGGCCAGCAUGAAGGUACAGAACAGUGAACAGCCAUCAGAAGGACUUGAUGCAAUGUAGUCUGCAUGACUGUUCUAGCAGUAGCUUUUUCACACUGAAAAACCACGUUUGAAGCACCAGUUCUGUAAGGCCAGCCUGGCUCUGUUGUCCCCCACAGAUUGCCUGGCCUGACUGGCCUGAUAAGCUGCAGUACUCCUCUUUGGACAUUAUCUGGGUGGCACUGCAGCAUGCCAAAUCCUCAGUCUGCAAACAGCCCUGGUGGUGCAAGGUGGCAAGGUCCCUGUGGCCAGAGUCCCUGGUGUGCGUGCCCUAAUAACCUACAUGUAGAAGCAUAUCUAUGCUACUAAUUUAUAUAUCCAUUUAACUGUUGUGUCUUCCUCCCCAAAGAAUCCUCGAAACUAGGUUUGGCAAGGGAUUUCUAGUGCUGCCUGGGUUCCUGGGGCAGAGGGCAUGACUAACCAGUGUAAGACUAUGGUAAAAAAAUUGCCAGAGAUCCUGGUUUCAUUGUGGUCCCACUUUGGGGACCCAUUGGUUGAGAGCAGUAGGGGACAACUGGAGGCACUGUCUGGCUAUGCCUGGGCAGACCCAGAACUGCCAGGGUUCACGCUGGUGGUGGAGUUUUAGCCUUCUUCCCAGGUAUCUCAACCCAAGGUCAAGGCAGUAGGCAAAUCCCAAGGUCAAUCUUUGCUUGGCUUCAGAGAUUUUGCUGCUGGCUUUUCUCCCCAUGUCAGUCCAGCCCACUUCCAAGGCACCACCCAGGCUCUUCCCUCUAAUCUUGCCCACAUCUGCCAGGAUCGCCCUUUAUCUCCCCAUCUCCACCUCCUGAUUCGCAGGGGAGUUUGCAUGUGCCUCAGGAAACUUGGCUGCUCCUAAUGUGUGUUGCUGGCUCACUAUGGUGGCCGCCUUUCUUUCUCUCGCCAGGCUUCGUGUUGGGUGCCACAAAUUGAUCCAUCACCACAUUUUCACCAAUCUCAUCCUUGUCUUCAUCAUCCUCAGCAGCAUCUCCCUGGCAGCAGAGGACCCUAUCCGAGCACACUCCUUCCGCAACAAUGUAAGCCAUGCCAUAUGGAAAGGUGGUUGGGUAGAAUGGAAGAGAGAGGGCCAGAGGCAGAAGAGUGUCUCACCCUCUGCUCCGUCCUUUCUCUCUCUCUCACUCCUCUCUUAUUUCCUCAUUUUUCCAUUCUCUUUCUCCCCCACCCCUCUCCUGUUCCCCCCUCUCAUUACACAGAUUCUGGGAUACUUUGAUUAUGCCUUCACUUCUAUCUUCACUGUUGAGAUCCUACUCAAGGUACCAGAAGAUGAGGAAGGGGAGAGUAGCCAACCCUCAGUGGAUGCCCCAGUGGCCAAGUCUCUAGGGUUGCCCACACCUGCACGUGGGCCACGUCUGCAGGGUGGCACCGAACAACCAGACCUUAGCUGCUUCUGCUAGUGCCCUCAUAGCCCCAUGGCUGGCAAUCAGGGUUGGGGUUGGGGUGGAGAAGGGGGUCAGCAACUGCAGAAUGAGCUACAAGUCAUUGGGGAGUAGGGGGGGUGGGAGAGAAGAUGUGGCUCCCAGCAACAAGGAGGGAAAGGUCAGGGCUGCACUUCUCAGCUCCUGUCUAGAGGCCUUUGACUCUUACUACCCACCAUGAAUUUAGCUCCAACACAGCUGUGGACUGUGCAGAACAGUGGUGGGCAUAAGGAGACCAAGAUCUUUGGUAGACUGCAGACCGCCUCAUGCCUGCUGGUUGCUGCGGUUCUUGCAAAGAAGGCUGGUCUUGAUCAACAUUGUUAAGCAUGAGUCACGUAACUCAGGUUCACGUGACUCAGCCUUAGCUGUUAAAGAGAUCCUGAAGAUGCAGCUCCGUGGAAGAGCAUCUUCCCUUCACACAGAGCAUCCCAGGUUCAAUGCUCAGCAUCUCCAGGUAAGCCUGGGAAUGCCUCCUUCCUGAAACUGCUGCCAGUCAGUGCAGACACAGGGCUGAGCUCGAGGGACCCAAGGGUCCAGCUUCCGGGGCCAGCUUCUUCUCUGGCUGCCAGGGAAAGAGGCCCUGGGUCCUCCCAAUGUGUGUGUGGCACUUGGGGUGCUCAGCGCUCAUUGUAGGCUGCACAAUGUCGGCAGAGCCAGGGCCUCUUUUCCUGGCUGGCGCAGCAGAAGCAGAAGCAGAAGGAGAAGCUGGCACUCAGGAUGCUUGGUGCUUGUGCAUGUGUGUGACAUCACACCCAGGGGUGACAUCAGCCCCCUCCCCAAUCUGCCUCUUAAGUUAGCACAUCUGCUCUUGAAUAUAAAGGGACUGAGCCUGGGUGGGGGGAAGGCAGGGUCACUUGGUUGGCGCAGGGCACCUGGGGACCUAAUCUCCAAGCUUCUGGGUUCCAGCCACAGUUCUGAGAAAGAGGAGUUGGGUAGAGCCGGGGUGCUUAGCAUGUCUCUGUCCUUAGAUGACCGCUUACGGCGCCUUCCUGCACAAAGGCUCCUUCUGCCGGAACUGGUUCAAUCUCCUUGAUCUGCUGGUUGUCAGUGUCUCACUCAUCUCCUUUGGCAUCCAGUAAGUCUGAUUGGGGAAUGGUCAAGAUACUUUGGGAGUAGGCCCCCAAAAGAAGAAGAAGAAAAGGAUUGUGCUGGCCUGGUCCGGGAUGAAAGGGCAAUGUUGCGUAGUGAUGCACCACCAACUGGGAUGGCCGUCUUCCGCUUCCAGCCUCUGAAAUACCACUUGCUGGGAUUCACAAGCAGGGAGAGGGCUCUUGUGCUCAGGUCCUGCUUCCAGGCUUCUUGGAGGCAUCUGGUUAGGCACUGUGAGAACAGGAUGGUGGACUGCGUUGGGCUCUUGGCCUGAUCCAGCAGGGCUCUUCUUACUAAGUUCUUAGGAGCUAUUUUAUAGGAAAUGAAAAGAAGGUGUAAGCAGUUUGGUUUUUCAACCCCAAACUCUCCCACGCCUCCCUUCCUCUUUCCACCUCAGCUCCAGUGCCAUCUCUGUGGUGAAGAUCUUGCGCGUGCUGAGGGUGCUGCGCCCUCUCCGGGCCAUCAACCGGGCCAAGGGGCUGAAGGUGAGGGACGUCUUGCAGGGCAGCUGGUGGCUCUCCAAUGUGGAUCUGGAAGGAGGUCCCACAGCAUGGGGGCUAUGAAGAUGUGGUGCCUGUGUUCCCCAGCCCACUCGGGGUUGGCCCAUCCAUGAGGCAGGGCGAGGCAACUGCCUCAAGGUGGCAGGAUCCACAGGGGCAGUGGAUCCCAAGGUAGACCUUUAUUCCCCCUUCUUCCCGAUGUCAAUCUUCACUCCCCGCUUCUUCCCUGGUGGGGAGCAGGACACCAUUUUGUGGUUCACCUCAGGUGCCAAAAUGUCUUGCACCAGCCCUGACACCCACAGGGUCGCCCUGUUGAGAACUGGAAAGUUCCCUCCUGGCCACCUCACAUCCCUUGUGCCUCCCUGUCUGACAGCACGUGGUUCAGUGUGUGUUUGUGGCCAUCCGCACCAUUGGGAACAUCAUGAUAGUCACCACCCUGCUGCAGUUCAUGUUUGCUUGCAUCGGUGUUCAGCUCUUCAAGGUAAGGAGUGCUAAUUUAUUUGGGGUGGUUUGGAUUAAAUGAGUGUGUGCAAGAUGUGUAUAUGUGCUUGGAUCAAGGACAUGUUGAGUGUGGGCGUGUUUCUUUGAGGCUUGCACCCAAAACACUUCCAAAUACCAUCACCUUAGCAACCAAUCCUGUACCUCAUUAUAGACACUAGUCGGGCGGCUUAUUUGUUUCAGCUGUAGGUCAUCACAAGGGGGGGUGGGGGGAAUCAGCUCAAAAAGAAAGAAAAUACAUGUGCAAAGGCACAGCCAUAGAAGUUACAUGGGUAAACAUAGUAAUAAUAAUCAUAUAAUGAUAUAUGGUAAAUCAUCUGCAUUGCAAAGUAUUGCUCUUGUUUUUCAGCUAGUUGAUUGGUAGCUUACCUCAGCACACACUGCCAUAUUUGAUGAAGGUGGACAGUGAGCAAGAGAGGGAAAGGGAGACCGAGAGAAAGACAGAGAAGUAUGGAGAUCUUGUAGAGGAAAAGCAAUGUGAAAAGAGCAACUAGACAUAAUGCCCAACAUAAGACUGUUGUGAACCUUUCUCUGUUAAGCUUAGGCAGGCUUAGGCAGGCCCUUCCCCACCUCCCAUCUCCACUGGGCCAGCACGAUCCCAAUGACUUGGGGUGGGGAAGUACAUGAUAUGAUGAGGUUGAGGCAAUUUUACAGGGAGAUGGAUGACAACCUGACACUGACCUGGGUUGAGCAUAACAUCUUGCUCUACCCUAAGAUGAAAAGUCGAUAGAAGUGGGUGUCUCAUUACAGGGCAGGGUAAAGGUAAGCCCUGACUGCCCCACCCUGUGUGAGGCUAGUUUACUGUUUCCUCCAUGCCCAGGGCCAUGGGGGGGCAGCACACAGGGUAGAAAGAUAAGAAUUUCCCCAGGAUGGAUACCUUCCUUCCCCAUCAGUGCCCGAUCUCCAAUCUCCUGCCACUUCUGUCUCCAGGGCAAGUUCUACAGCUGCACAGAUGAGGCCAAGCACACUCCGUAUGAAUGCAAGUAAGUCUCAGCCCUGCCCUGCAAGAAGAGCAGAGCAUCCAGUUACCUUCCCCAACCAAGUUCUCCAGGUGGCAUUGGCAUUUUAGCCUAAUACCAAGAACAGCAACCAAGAUGUCUAGCCACCCCACAGAUCAAACUGGGGCCUCUUGUUAACAUUGCUGCCUGCCGCUCUCUGGCCCUGCUUUCUUCUUGUCUUUUUCUUUUUUCCUUACUCCUGGACAGAUCUCAACUGCCAUACAUUAGCAUGGCAAAAUGUUGCAGCAAUGUAAUGGAUUCCCAUGUAUGGCUGAUCUGAGAUGAAAGCUAGAUGGUCUAGUAUCGUGUAAUGGCCUGUGAAUUAAGGGUUGUUUGUGGGUGAGGCCCAAACAAGACAUCACAUGGGAGAUACAGUAAUAACCUCCUACCUUUCUUCCUUCCCCUCCUCUCCUGUUUCUUUUGCUGAAAACUAACCUCUGAGUCUGUGAUUGUGACCCAAAGAGUAGCAGGGAGAAGGUGCUCCUUGACCCUUUCCUUUCCUGUUGUCUUUCUGCUUCCCCUCCCCAAGCUGCUGCUUCUCCCCCCCCCCCCGGCCUUGGGGGGGAGAUAAUUUUGAAGAAAUAAAUGGCAAAAAGGGAAAAGGUUAAGCAAUCCCUGCUAUUCUUCCACUCAGACCAGCUGCCUCCAUGUAUCUGCUUUUCAGUUUAAAAAUAAAGAGAGGAAGAAAAGAGACUAUUAGCAUCUAGUUUGUCCCUAAGAUAGGAGAGAGGGGUCUGAGAGGCAGAAAGGAGGGUGGCUGGGUAGCUUUGCAGUAAAAGGAACUGUGGUUUUUGCAGCUGGAAAUUGUGUUAGGGUUACACUCUGGGAUCUGGUCUGCCUGUCUAAGUUCAAUGACUCCCAGCUGCAGCCCAUACUGAUAGCUCCUUCUGCUCCUUCUUCCUUUCCUCUUCCUCUUCCUCUUCCUCCUCCUCCGCACACAGGGGCACAUUCAUUGUCUACAAGGAUGGAGAUGUGGCUCACCCAAUGGUGCGGGAGCGUGCCUGGCUCAACAGUGACUUCAACUUUGACAAUGUUUUGUCGGGCAUGAUGGCCCUUUUCACUGUCUCUACUUUUGAAGGCUGGCCAGCGUGAGUUACUCUACUGGGCAUUGUGCACGGGGUGUGCACACACGUGUGUAUAUAAUUGUGUUUGUGAUGAUUCUCACCAUUACCAUAAUUCUCUGGCAUGUCACUAUGUAAAACAAAAAUGUGAACAUGAUAAAGCGUGACACAGCUCUUUUGCCACACGCAAGUUAUCGUGUUGUUAGCUUUCUACCCGUUGUCUUCUGCCAUAAUAAAGAAGCUUGUGUGACUUAUUGAAGACUGGAAAGGAAAUCCACCCAUUUUUCCACGCCUCUUCCUAUGUCUGCCUUCUGAAUCAUCUCUUUGCAGUCUAUGAAAAUUCCUGACUGGAUUAGACCAAUAAUUGGCAUCAAUUUCUGGGACUCCUGGGGCAACUUGGCCAAGUAUUAGGAGGGAAGGCUCUACCAGGCAGGUGGAUCCACCAGAGGCAAGUGGCAAAGUCCAAAGCAGAAAAAGGCUGGCAUUCUGAGAGGGGCAGCUGGGGAGCAGGAAGGGCAGGGAACAGGAACUUCACAUUUGUGGAGGAGUUGCUCAGAUUGGGCUGGUUCCUAGUAUGAGGCUUUGUAGAGUUCGGUGGAGCCUCUGUCUCAUGAACAGGGGCUGAGUCAACUGGGGAAGCUUGAAUUGGUGCCUUGGUGGGAGUUCUGAGGAAUACAGCUCUGCCUGCAGUUACUUGGGCAGGAAGACUAUGCCUCAGUGGCAUGGGAAGUAAGAUGUAGGAGCCUGACUGCUGCAAGGGCUGCUUUGAGACACACUCACACCCUUAGCACUUUACAUGAACAGAGAAAAUGUAUCCUGCACUGCUACCAGGAACUCUGAGGUGUGCUUUAACAGAUCAUAGGGCUUAGGUGUGCUGUCACUGCCUAUCCACACCCCAUGUCAAGUCACAGCCAAGAUGGCGAUCUUGGUCUUGGUCAGUGAGGCUCCUUUAUGGGUGUUGGCCCUGGAAAUUUGGGUGCCAGGUCAGCACCAACACUUUGAAUUGUGCUUGGAAACGUACUGGGAACCAAUGUGGAUCCAUUAAGACCAGUGUUUUAUUGUCCUGGAGGCCGCUCCCAGUGGAACCACUGCAUAACAGUGCCCCUAGCUCCCAACUCCUCUAGACGGUCCAGAAGGAUGUCAUGGUCAAUCGUGUCAAAGGCCACUGAGAGAUCCAGCAGAAGCAGGAAACAGCUUUCACUUCUGUCCCUAGCCUGCUGGAGAUCAUAGGCCAGCGCAACCAAGGCAGUUUCAGUUCCAUGAUGAGGCCUGUAUCUUGAUUGGAAGGGAUCCAAAUGGUCGUAUAUCCUGUCCACAGAAUGGUAGUUCAUGCUUUUUAUGGGUCUGUCUCUCCUCUUCACUGUUAUGCUCUCUGUUCACAGUUUCCCUCUCUUCACCACUUUGCCCUUGCCAGGCUACUUUACAAGGCUAUCGAUGCCAAUGCAGAAAACGAGGGGCCCAUCUACAACUACCGGGUGGAGAUCUCCAUCUUCUUCAUUGUCUACAUCAUCAUCAUUGCCUUCUUCAUGAUGAACAUCUUUGUGGGUUUUGUCAUCAUCACUUUCCGGGCACAGGGAGAACAGGAAUACAAGAACUGUGAGCUGGACAAGAACCAGGUAUCUCUUUCUCCUCACUUCAUGCUCUGCUGGUGCAAAUCACCGUUCCCACUUAUUCCCAACCUCACUGCCACCAUGACCAACCCAUCCUCAUUGUUCUGCUGCCACAUUAACUUCAGCAGUCGAUUACUUCAAAUUUGUGCAGUUCUGAUGGAGCUGGUGGAGAUUGUGGCUUUUUCCUUCUGUCUCUCUCCCUCCAGUGACUGUCCCACAAUUCCUUUUACUGAAUAAAGCAGGGGCAGGGAACAUUUUCUGUUGAGGGCUGAAUUUCCUUGGCGGGGGGGGGGGUAUCAUCUCUCAGGGGACGGGACCAGAACCAAAAGUGGGUGGGGCUAUCCCUUCUCACUCUUUUUCUCUCACCCUUAUCCUUCACCCUCCCCUCUCUGCCCCUCCUCUUCCUCCCCACCUAGCAAUCUACAAGGGGAAUAACAGGUUGCUCUUGCCAGAGGUCUAAACUGAUUGCCUGCAGAGGCCUAUGGUACUAGUAUCUAUUGCUCAUGCAGCAAGGCUACUAGUCUCCUUGUGGCCUUAAGUCUAUAUCAAAUGCCAACUUGGGGCUCCAGAACCAAUAUCUUUGAAUAAGACCUCCCUAACAUGCCUGGGAUCUGGAGAGCUUUCAAAGAUACCUUGAAGUGGUGAUGAUGUUUAUGGGGCAGUUAGUGCAGGGUUGUUCAUUGUUUUCUAGCUAAAACUCUUCUACUUUCCACAGCGGCAGUGCGUGGAAUAUGCCCUGAAGGCCCAGCCGUUACGGCGCUACAUCCCCAAGAACAAAUAUCAGUAUAAAUUCUGGUACAUGGUCAACUCCACCGGUUUUGAAUACAUCAUGUUUGUGCUCAUCAUGCUUAACACCAUUGCACUGGCUGUGCAGGUGAGAGUGAGCAGGUAACAAUGAGAAGGGCAGUGAGGGUAUGUGAGGGGGAGAUUGGUGAUGGAAGGCAGAUGAGGCCAAAGAGACAGGACAUUUGUCCUUCACUUGCUUGUCCUGUUCAUGUCUAAAGCCAAAAAAUCUACACAACAAAAAGAGCAUGUGGACGAAUGAAACUGAACCCUCUUCCCUUCCUUAGUUUCCUAUGCUCCAUUGCCUCAGCCUGGCUCCCAAUAUAGGAAACUGAGUGGGCUUGAAGUGAGAUAAGAUCAGGAGAGAAGAGGCACACAUUACCUUCAAGCUCCUUUUGUUGUUUUUUAAAGAAUUAGGCCCAUCCACCUCACAAUCCCCAUUUUCAAACAUCAGUGGAGCAGACACAUGAGUCAACAAACAAGGCAGCCCCUGCCAUGACUAGUUUGAUUCUUAGUGAGAAAGGUGUGAGAUGACAGGCACACAGUUCAGAAUGUAAAGAGAAGUGGAGAGACCAAGAAGCUCACUUGGUAGAAUAGGGCUCACUUUGGUGUGGGAGAAGUCUGUGUUGUGGGGAAGGGAAUUUAUGCUUAAACAACCCAUACACAGGGUAAUAUUUUGCCUAUUGUAUAGAGGGGCCUAUUGUACAUGCAUAUUUUGAUACUUGUAUCAUUUUUAAAACAACAACAACACACCAUUGUCUUUAUUUUAAAUAGAGAGAGGAAAGGACUGAGGUGUUGGAGUACCAAGGCUUGUAGUGAUGGCAGGAAUCAGAACUUUGUCAUGAGAACAAAGGGAAUGUGAUGCACAAUGGCAGUGUUCAAUGGCUGUGAGUUGCCAGGGCUUCAAGGGCAGAGAAAUGCUGACUCUGGGGGAGAUGUUCAUGUGGACAGCUAUUUUUGGUAUUAAAGUAGACCAUCCAGAAGAGCAGUGCUAUUUUUUUAGAAAAAGAGAUGCUGGAACUCACCAUGAACACCUCCCUCAUUUUCUUAGAAUGGCAGUGGUGCCCACCUGAGAGGUGCUGGAACUGAGUUCUUUCAAGUUCCAGCUUUAAAAAAAGCCCUGCAGAAGAGUGCAUAUGAGCCAGUGGGACUUGAGGGUAGAUCAGGAUUCCCACCACACAUCCUGCUUUCUCAAAAUACCUAGGACCAGUGAAGUGCAUGGCAUACUUAUACUUUGGGAUUUUGACCCCCAAAGGCAAGCAUACUAAAGGAGACAGGCAUUCUGAAGCUGAGGCAAUAUUCACUCCAAAGGGAACAACCCUUGAGUGGAAGGUGGGAUGCUGGAGAAGAUGGGGAGAAGGCAGGAGAAGCCCAGGUCACACCUCGCAACAAGGUAGAAAGAUAGGUGAUGGAGACAAGACAGAGUCCAUGGUACAAACUUGCUGAAAGGUGUGUGCACAGACAGUGUGCCAUGGCUGAUCAGUAAAUCAGGACCAGAGGAAGGGCCUCUGACUGCCAACCAACAAAUGUGUGGUGUGGUAGAUAGGAGCCCAAAAGAACCUGGGAAUGCUGGGUGGAUUUUGAGAACAAGGUUGCAAAGCACCAAAUCACAACAGCUCCCAGCUUGAGGACCACAAGAUCCCCAAGGUGCUCCUACAUGCUUUGUGCAUUUUCUCCUUUUCCAGCACUACGAACAGUCCCAGCCCUUCAACUAUGUCAUGGACCUGCUCAACAUGGUCUUCACAGGCCUCUUCACUGUCGAGAUGGUGCUGAAGAUCAUUGCCUUCAAGCCCAAGGUUUGGGAGCUGGGGGUUCUACUCAAGAGAUACUUUGCUUAGAGCAGAGGUGGGCAGCCUGCGGCCCCCCAGAUUUUGCAGAGCUACAGCACCCAUCAAACCUUUAUAAUUGGCCAUGCUGGCUGGAGCCCAACAAUACCUGGAGAGUCACAGGUCCUCCACACCUGGCUUAGAGUCUCACCAUAAACAACCAUAUGUUUUCAAGUUAAUUCUGGAGCUUGGCAGGAAUCUUGGCAUUAUGCCACUAUUCACAAGUUUCCAGCUGAGUGAUAGUAAUCCCACAGGGUCUGAGGCUUUUAGUUUCAAUCCCCUGCAUUGAUAAUGAUCAUUUGCUCCAGAAACUAGUGUGACAUGCAAUUCUGACUCCAGGAUUUUGUGGAGUAUCAGGCAAGGCACUCUCAAGGUUGCCCCUUAUCCUGGAAGAGACAGGACAUGCAAUCCAAGAAUUUCCUCCCAUUGCCUCCUGUGCUCUUUGGUGCCUGUGGAAAGUGAAGCCAGUGGCCAUUUAUACUGAUAUAAAUCAGUAUAAAUCAGGCCUCAGCAAAUGCCUGACCUUACCAAUCUUUGGAUCCAGGCACUGGCAAGAGAGGUUCCAGAGUAAUUGAAGCCUUCUCUCUGAAAAUGGCCUUUCUUGGUAGAAAUCUACAUCAGGGAUUUAUUGUAUCUGCAGAGAGCCUCUUUGCAUGAGAUCCUGAAGCAUAUAAAAAUAUUGCAAAAGGAGCCUUCUGCAUUUCAAAGUAACACUUCCAAGGUUCAGAGCAGUGGUAAUUUGAUUUUUCACUCUCUCCUGCAGGCUCACUAGAUCCAAAAUUUUCCCCCUCUUCUCCUGCUUCCAAGGGGGGUUUUGUAUUUUAAACUGAUGGAAAUUUAAUCCUUUGCCAAAAGCUUUCAAAGACUUUAAUUUGUAACAUCUUUGCUUCAGUCUAUUUACAAAAACGGAAGGCGGACUUCCUGUUUAUGACCUCCCUCUUCAGUGCCAAAUUAAAGUAUUUAAAAAUCCAAUUUUCCGAUUUACUCACUAGUAGUUGUUUAAAAUCCAAUUGUCCACAGGAAAAAGUCAGCACUCUCCGGCAACAGCAAUGCGGCUUCACUCCGUGAAAAAAGCAGUUGGAUUCAAAGCACCACGCCACUCACCCCACGUCGCUCCGGAUCCCCAAAACAGGGUUUCCCCGUGAGUAGGGGAGGCGCAAAAGGUGCCAGCCGAAUCCCAGGUUCACAAGCUUCUCCCGCUUGUGAUUUCAAUGGGUCUCCACCUUCGCCGUGGCGGUCAGACCCUGUUUUUCACAGAGCAAGUUCCUCCCGAACGGAGGAGCUCCGCCAUUGCCGGAGGCGCCAACCCGGAAGUCUGGUAACCCACAAACUAGACUGACCAAGCAGCUGUAGGAUUUAUAUCAUGCACUUCCAAACAAUUCAUGCAUAUCAGCUCAAGUAUUUAUUACUUUUAUAGAUUACAAAAAAGGGAAGAGAAAAACAGAAAAAAAGACAAAGAAGGAAAGCAAAAAGGAAAACAACAACAAAAAACAAUACAGUACAGUGUAUAGACAAUGCAAAACACAACCUAAACUCAAAACUAAACACAUUAAACUAAACUAAACAAACCCCACUCCCUAACCUUAACCCUAAAUAAAACAAAACAAAAACAUUUUAAAAACAUACAUCAUCCCUUUUCCGUACUCUAUCUUUCAUUCCCUUGUUUCCUCGACCUCCUCUCACCUCCCUUUUUAUAUUCCACUUCUUUUAAUUGUUUCAGCAAAUCCUUUCCAUCUUUCUCCAUUUUCUAUCAUAUUGUAAAUAACGUAUUUUUUUAACCUUAUUUUCCAUUAAAACUAAAAUACUUAUAUAUACUUAACUCCUAAUAACAUUGCUGCUAAGCCCAUAAAAAUCAUUCCACCAUUUUUCUAUCACUCAUUAGUUUUACCAUAAGUCUAUAUAUAAACUUUAAAUUUUCCAAUCUUCUUCCACCAUCUCCUCUCCCUGGUUUCGGAUUCUGCCAGUCCUUUCCGUCAACUCCAUAAAGUCCAUCAACCCGGUGAUCUUAUGUCCGAGGCUCUUAACUCUUUUCCAAGUCCCUUCUGCAGGUCUUCUUCAUUUUCUUUAAUGCUAAAGAGCAAAUCUCGGGGAAACUCCAACCUGUCAAUCCUUUUCUUCCUUCUGAACAGAUCAGCCAAAUUUCCAUAGUUGAAGCUACAGUCCAUAAAGUAUUUCAGGACAUAUUUCAAGAUUCCUCCAAAUCCAAAGGCCCCCAAAACUUCAAUCUCCUCCAGGCCCGAGUCCAUGUCCCAAAAGUCAGUUAAUCCCUGCAUAGAGGAUCUUUCCAACUUUCCUUCUUUAAUCCAAGCCGGGAUCCAUUCCUCAAAGUCUGACUUUUCCUAGAUUCAAUCAUAAAAGGCCUCAACUUAUAGUCCUCAAUUUGCUUCUGUAAAGCCGUGGAUCCCGCUUGUAUUACUUUAUGUUCAACAACAGCAGCUUUCUCCUUCUCCUCCACCAUUUGUCCUGCCAAAGAUUUUAUGAUUCUGUAUAAUUCUAGAAACUAUAGGAAAAAGAAGUGCAUGUGGGUCUAGCUCUGGCUGCUUUUCCACAAGAAUCUAUGCAGGAUUUGUUCCAGAGUGGCCUUUUCUCUCUCUUUCCCCCAGCACUACUUCUGUGACGCAUGGAACACCUUUGAUGCUCUGAUCGUGGUCGGGAGUGUAGUUGACAUCGCAGUCACUGAAGUCAACGUGAGUCAUUCCCAACAUGAAAUGUGUCCUCUGAAACAACCUCAGCUUUUUUAUUCUGCUGGGAAAUGUUAGCACACCUGCAGCAAAGUUGCUGAAAGAGUUUGGAUGUGUUGCAGCACCGCACAUGUAUGGAAUGAAUACCCUGAAUACUUGUAUCUUUUUGACAGCAUAACUCAAACAUAGUACCCUGAGGUCUGGAAAUCUGCUUUUAAACAAAGAUAUAAAAUUUUGUGCUAGAUCCCAGCUUAAGUUUCUAAUUUUGCGUAUGCAUAAUGCAAUAAACCAAACUGAUUAGAUGGUUUAAAAACAAAGCAUCUUUUGGAGUUCAUUUAUUCAUCCACCUUUAUAAUUGCCCGUCUUUUUGCCUUUUGUCUAUCCAUCUAUGUAUCCAUUCUGCUAUUUCUCUCUCACUUUCUCACCUGUUCUCUGCCAUGCCGCUGCCUCCCAUUGGAUGUUAUGAACCCUCGUUUCGUCUUUGCCAUCAUCAUUCCCUUCAUUAUCCUGCGUUAGAAUGGAGGUCAUGUUGGAGAGGUAUUGCACAUGUAUUUAAUCUCAAGAAAGUUUGGAAAGGGGUGGUGGAAGGGCUAGCUGCGUCAAUGCUAAGUGUAUGCAACAAACAGGUUCAUAAGAGAGCCGGUAUGGUGUAGUGAUUGUCAGACUAGGACUGGUGAGGGCCAGGUUGAAAUUCCUACUCAGCCAUGAAGCUGGGUGGCAAACUCUCAGCCUAAUCUACCUCACAGGUUUGUUGUGAGGAUAAAAUGGAGAGAGACACCACAUAUAGCUCCUUGGAGGAAAUGCAGUAUAUCAUGUAAUAAAUUAAGUGUUUAAGGGCCUCCAAAUUCAGGCAACUGUGUGCAAAUGCUGUGUGUGUGGUGUGUGUGUGUGUCUAUAGCUGUGAGUGUGCUAUGCUUGAGUAAUUGCACAUAUGAUUCACCAGGUGUUGACAGCUGAUGUGUUGCCAGACCUAAUGCCCGUCAAGGUGGGGGAAGGCAAAACUGCAUAAUUACAAAGCAAAAUUGUGUAUUAAUCAGCACAAGGAGCAGCAAAGCCAGCCAGUCUGCCCCAACUCUGCUUUCAUAGGGAGUCAGGGACUAGUAUCAAUUGGUUCAUUCUGCCUUUUGGCAUCAGGGGGCUUUAUUUGCAGGCGUGCUUGGUCUUUUGUAAUCUUACGCUUUGGCUAGUGCUGGUUGGUGGUGCUCAGGCUGAACCCACCCUCACCUGACACCAUUCAUCUACUGUGGCCCUGGGUCCUCCUGACACACCGUGCCUACCCUUGGAUGGGUGAACAUGCAUCUGGCAGGAGGUUUCUGUGUGUGCAAAGGCAGCAUUGGCCUGAUGUGUGCAAGCAUUGACAGGGUUCAUGUGAUGGAACUUUAUCAAGGUAGUCCUGAGUGGUGGGCUGCCUGGAUUUGGGGCUUUUGCUUCACCUUCUUUCUUGCUGAAUCCAACCCCACUGCUGCCACUUUCACAAGCAGGCACUUCCUUGUGUCACCCACAGCAGCAGAAAGAUGCCCAACAAAGGAGAUAGCACAGUUGCCUGGCAACAACACAACCCUCUUCCCCUUGAUCCUGGGCCGGGGCAAAGCAGGCAGCUCUGAACCUGGGAGAAGUUGUAGCAGGCCUUCCCAUCAGAUUGCUCUGCCUUCAGGGUAGAUGCUAAAAGGGCUUUUUGUUUCCUUUGUCUUGUGUAUAGGAUGCCCUGUGGUUGUGUGAAUAUGGGUUCCCAAGAUACGUAUGUCUUGCCUAUGACAGCUAUGUGGAGCCUCCCUGUGCAGAGGCAGUGCUCCUCCUGGCACCAGGUGCUUUGGACAGACAGCAGGGAGACCAUCCAGGCUCUGCUUAUGAACUCCCCCAGGCUGCUGCUGACCUGUGGAUUGCUGGGGAAAUGACCUGACCUGAGCCAAAAGGAUCUUCCAUACGUGGGCGGGUUCAGUUCAGGAGUGAAGAACUUCAGGCUCAAGUGCUAAGCAUUCCCCUCCAGACCUCUCCUGGCCAGGCCCCCUGCCCACAAGCAACACCUCCCCCACGGGCCUUGCUUUGCACCACAAGCAUUUUUGCCUGUCUGGAAUGUGUCCUUGAGCGCUGAUCAUGCCUCUUGCUGGUCUGGAUGGAGGGUAGAAAGGCAUGCCCGAGUGUGUGCAGAAACUAAUCUACUGUACAAAAGCAAAAUUUACAUUUGUUGCCUUCCCAAUUUUGCUCUUGAUACAGCAUGUGCCAGCAUGCAGCCCCUGGAAGGUUGCCUAGAACAGAAUGUGGCCCUCGGCCUGAAAAGGCUCCCUGCCUUUUGCAUCUGCUGUGCACCAAGUUGCAUGUAGCAUCAGACAGGAGUGGUGGGGAACCUGUGGACCUCCAGAUGUUGCAGCCCUCCAGCUUCUAUCAUCCCUGAGCUGUAGCCAUGAGGACCAGGGUUGCUGGGAGUGGAGUCUAUCAAUAUCUGGACGGCCACGAUCCCUCAUGCCUGACUUGCACGGAGUUCUUUGUUGUCGUCAUGUGGGUGCUGCCAACCUGACUUCUCUCUCUGCCUCCACAGAGCUCAGAGGACAGCUCUCGCAUCUCCAUCACCUUCUUCCGCCUCUUCCGUGUCAUGCGCCUGGUCAAGUUGCUCAGCAAAGGAGAGGGCAUCCGCACCCUGCUCUGGACCUUCAUCAAAUCCUUCCAGGUCAGAGGGAUUUCCUGGGAUGUGGCCUUUCCCUCCCACAGUAGAUCAAAGCAUGCUGUGCUCCAUCCAACACAUAGGGAGGAGAAGAGCAUGCUAGAGAAAUGCUGAGCACAAACAGAAGCAUCUUUAUAGGCUGUGCUGUGUACUGGGCUAAACCAGGAAUGUCUGAGCCUGGUAGCUGGGUGGGUGGGUCCAGUACUCCCAGUUCACUCUGUGUUUGUUCCACCUCCAGGCUUUGCCAUACGUUGCCCUUCUUAUUGCCAUGAUCUUCUUCAUCUACGCAGUCAUCGGUAUGCAGGUGAGCAGACGGAGCCUCCCCUACUGCUCUCCAAGCUUGCCGAGAAGCAAAUUAAUUCAUGCCACAAUUAGUGUGCUAUGAGUGGGCUUUGCUAGAACUGUGUGCCUUUAUUGUGCAAGGGGCUCUGGGUGCAUCAUGUGUGUGGGUACAUGCUUUAAGAAAAGGGACACCCAGCACACUUACUUAUACAUGCACAAACAUAUGUGCAUGCCUGCUAUUCCAACCGGAGUACUGCAUAGGAUUCUGUAGCAUGCAGGCUGAAUGAGUGAUGUCUGUGAGAAACAUUAAGUGGGCUUUCGCUUAUCACCACAUACAGGAAAGCCUUGGACCUGGUCCAGUGCUGUAAGCACCAUCCUGCUUCCUGUCAUAGUUCUAGCUGUGUGGUGCUGGUGCAGUUUCAUUCUCCACUAGUUCAUAGGAGAGGAGGGCUUAAUGGUUUGUAUUCCAGUUCGCUUCACAGAGAUUCUGCAGCUGGACUCUGUUCAUGACAUCUUGGCAUGGCUCUGAGAGUGCUUUCCUUGCCUUUCAGACCUUUGGCAAAGUGGCCAUGCAGGACGGUACGCCAAUCAACCGCAACAACAACUUCCAGACCUUCCCGCAGGCGGUGCUGCUGCUCUUCAGGUGCCUCUUUGCCUCCACAAAGCAAAAGUAUUUCUGCAUUUAACAACUUAAGCCCAUUUUAAGACCUUCUGGUGGUCCCUCGGUGUGUGGAACCAGUGAGCUGACUGGAAAAAACAGGAGCCCCUGAGGAAUAAUAACAUCUUCCUAAGUGCCCCCCGCAGCAAAGCUUCUGCCCCUUUCCCACAGGGUGCCUUGGUCCUUAGCCCCAGUUGGUGGCUUUCACCAUGUUCUUUCCACCUCUCUCUUCCUCCAGGUGUGCAACAGGGGAAGCCUGGCAGGAGAUCAUGCUGGCCAGUUUGCCUGGCAAACGCUGUGACCCCGAGUCCGACUAUGAGCCUGGCGAGGAGUUCACUUGUGGCAGCAACUUUGCCAUUGUCUACUUCAUCAGCUUCUUCAUGCUCUGCGCCUUCUUGGUGAGACUCUGCAGCAGACUUCCCUCUGCUCUCUUCCGCCUCAGCCAGUUCCAAAAAAAACAGAUGCCAAUCCUGCUUUGCAAAGCCAGGCUCCCAGUUGUAGCCAACAUGUGAAAGCCCUUGUUUGCACCAGGCGGCGGGACUGUGGUGGGCCAUUUCCCAGCCUUGGUCCCUGAAAACCAAAGUGGGCAUUGCAUCGGGAGUGGGCAGAAUGUUUUUGGUUUCCUUUAAGGGAGAGCUCCUGCUCUCCAUUAAAAUUUAACCCUUUACCUCCCUGCCAUUUGUCCUCUCAAAAUUCUCCUCCUCAUCCCUUGGUUGCGUUCUUAUCUGUCCUUGCCCAGAAAUCUCAAAAUGUUUCUGCUGCGGCUCUGCUUAGCCAAUGUGCAAGAGAACGACAGUGCAGGAGGAACAGCAAAGUGCCUCAGUGUGUGCCUUACACCUUUUGGUGGUAUCCCUGUACCAGCACUAAAUCUUAGGCAGAUGGUCUGUGCCAGAUUUAACCCAUUUUUUUCACCACUGCCUCUAGCUGGUACUGGGCAUUCCCAUGCCAUGCUUAAUUGCUAACACUAUGACUCAUCAUAACCAUCUUCUGACAUGAAGGUUUUCCUCGCCAAUCCUAAACAUGUGGAUUGACGGAAAUGGGCUUUGCCCGUGCUCUCAUGCGCUCUCCUGAUAAGAACAGAAGAACCUGCUGGAUCAGACCAAUGGCCCCUCUAGCUCAGCAUCAGCAGAUGCCUGUGGGAAACCAGGGAGCAGAACGUGAGCAUAAGCUCAGCCCUCUCACCUCCCGUGGUUUCAGAAGCAUUGCCCUCUCCAGUUAUGGAGGCAGAGCAUGGCCACGUUGGCUAGUAGCCAUUGAUAGCCCUCUCAACUGUGAAUUUGUCUAAUCCUCUUUUAAAGCCAUUCCAUCCAGGGGAAGUGAGUUCCAUAGUCCAACUGUCUGAAGAAGGACUUUCAUUUAUCUGUCCUCAACAUGGUGCUAAUUGUGCACAUUCCAACAUUGAGUCAAAGCCCGGAAAGCAGUUUCCGUAAGAGUUUAUGAGCUCUGGUUCAUGGAAAGCCUUCCAAUGGUGGCUACAACUCAAAAGACACUUACUUGGGAGUAAGUCCUAGUGAUCUUGAUAUUCAGAGGAACAGGCUGUUUGCCUCUGAGGUCUUGCUCUCCUUGCCUCUCAUGGGCUCUUUGGGUGCAUUCACUGACCUUCACUCCAUUUCACCUCUUCUAGAUCAUCAACCUCUUUGUUGCUGUCAUCAUGGAUAAUUUUGACUAUCUGACCCGGGACUGGUCCAUUCUGGGUCCCCACCAUCUUGAUGAAUUCAAGAGGAUCUGGUCAGAGUACGAUCCAGCUGCCAAGUAAGAGACACAUGUCUUUUUUUCUGCAAUUACAGUAACUACUUACAUGGAAAUGCAAUGGAAUGUUCCAAUCAUCCAGAAAUUCUGGAACUUUCUACUAGGGGCAGCAGAGAGAAGUUUUGACCUUCUCCUGGUUUAUAGCUUCAUUUGCAGAGGUCCCGUGAUACAAUAUCUUGAAAUCUCAGGCAAUAAGAGGGGUGUUAUUUUAACAUUUUUGCCAGUGUAAUUGUGUGCCACAAGGGGCCCUAAACAGCAGGGCCAUCUUAAGCAUAUCUGGCGCCAUGGUGCAAUGCUCCCUCUGGUGCUCAGGCGCUGCUGGCGGGGCUGGAGGAGGCAGGCAGCGGCUGGAGGGCGGCUUCUCCGGCGGGGAAGAGGUGGAGGCUGGACAUGGCACCUCCUGACUCAGCUGGCCGCUUCGUGCUGCGGUGGCCACGGCAGACGGAGGCUCCGGGCGUGGCGCUGCUUUGGCGUGGCAUGGCAGAGGCAGGCGAGGGCGGCGAGCUGAUGCCAGGAGGUGCUGUGUCCAGCCUCUGCCUCUUCCCUGGCACCCUCCAGAACUUGGUGCCCUGGCGCCCCGCGCCACUAGCCUCUAUGGGUAAGAUGCCCCUGCUAAACAGUGUACUUGGACCUGUCACUUCCUGACCCAGAGGUGCAGAGCUGGAGGAGAGCAAUGGUUUUGCUUCACAUAGUUCACAUAAGGAACAGGGGUCCUUUCUAGGCCAUGGCUAGUCUGCCACCACUCAUAGUCCCAUUGAGGGAAGCAGCACCCCACCUAUCCCACAGCUCCUUACCACCCACUUGAGAUGCCAAUGUGGUGCAGUGGUUAGAGUGUUGGACUAGGACUUGGGAGACUAGGGUUCAAAUCCCCAUUUGGCCCACAAUUGCUGUGGGGAUUAAAUGAGGAAGGGAAGAACCAUGUAUACCACCUUGAGCUCCAUGGAGAAAAGAGUAGAAUAUAAAUGCAAUAAAUAAUAGAAUCACAGAAUUCUAGAGUUGGAAGGGACCCUGAGGACCAUGUAGUUCAACCCCCUGCAAUGCAGGAAUAUGCAACUGUCCCUUACAGGGAUCAAACCUGCAACUAAGAAAUAAGUUCUCUUCCUCCAGGGGCCGCAUCAAGCACCUUGAUGUAGUGACUCUACUACGCCGGAUACAGCCCCCGCUGGGCUUUGGGAAACUCUGCCCCCACCGAGUAGCUUGCAAGGUAAUCUCAAGGGGCCCACCUGAGUGUGACUCCUGGGUUCUCGCUUCCUAGGAGAACAUCGUGGCCGGGUUCUAGCUCCAGAGCCUAUCAGUCCUCAUGGGUUCCCUUGGAGGACUUUAUGAAGGGAAUGAGGUGGGUGGGGCUACAGUAGAGAGGUAGCUGGGGAGGACAGGUGACAAGGAUUCUUGCUUUUAAUUCAUUUGUCUCUGCAGAGGCUGGUGGCUAUGAACAUGCCCCUGAACUCAGAUGGAACUGUCACCUUCAAUGCCACUCUCUUUGCCUUGGUGCGGACAUCCCUCAAGAUCAAAACAGAAGGUGAGGUACAAGACGGUUCUCAUGGCGCUUGUCCUCAGUAUAUGCAGAAUUGUUACUAGCUGAUGAGAAAGAACAUUUUAUACUCUCCGGGAAUGAUGUUUUUUCUCCAAGCACGUAACUGGAUUUAUGCAAAUCCACUUGCCCAGUUGCUAGUAGCAACUGCAACUCCCAUCUUAUGCCACACACCUAGCUGAAAUACUCCUUCCCUGGAAAUCCACAGAAGAGAAAGUGGAAAGUUAGAAACUUCUCUCCUUUCCUGCUAGGCUUUUGCAGGAUUGUGGAAAGAAAUACCUUGAAAGGGUCAAUGGUGGCCACAAAUAAAGCGGGCUAUUCAGCCAAACUCUGCAGACCCUACAUUCCAAAUUCCAGGGCUAAGACCCAGCAUUAAAAAUACGAUCUGGUCCCAAGCUUCACUUCUCCUUCCCCACCUCCUGCAACUGUCCUUUGGGUCAGACCAGAAGGCCUUGCUUCAGCCACCUCCGGUUUCCACUGCCCCACCUUCACCCCACCUUGCCCAAGCUUUGGCUUGGACCCCCACCCACCCACCCUAUGCGCACCUCGUUGUUCACAAGGCACCCCCAGUGGUGACCCUGGGCAUUUGUUUGUUUGCUUGCUUGUUAUUCAUUAUCUUUGUAUUGGGAUUGCUCAUCCAAUCAAAUUUCUUACAUAAUUCAUAAAGGUAAAGGUACCCCAGACUGUUAGGUCCCGUCACGGAUGACUUUGGGGUUGUGCGCUCAUCUCACUCUAUAGGCUGAGGGAGCCAGCGUACAGCUUCUGGGUCAUGUAGCCAGCAUGACUAAGCCACUUCUGGCAAACCAGAGCAGUGCACGGAAACGCUGUUUACCUUCCCACCAGAGUGAUACCUAUGUAUCUACUUGCACUUUGAUGUGCUUUUGAGCUGCUAGGUGGGCAGGAGCAGGGACUAAACAACAGGAGCUCACACCGUCGCGAGGGUUCGAACCGCUGACCUUCCGAUCGGCAAGCCCUAGGCUCAGUGGUUUAGACCACAGCACCACCUGCGUCCCUUUACAUAAUUCAUAUAGGCAACAAAAUACAAAACACAAUUAAAAAAAACAUUUUAAAGGCACAAAAAUGCAGCAAGAAACAUAACUGACUCAUAUUCCACUGCUCAUAUUCCACAGAACAUCUGCCUAACCACAGAAGCAGGCAAUAGGGGUGAUCUCUGGGGGGCAUUUGUCACCUCCCCACCCCAGUCAUAUGUAUAGAUGGAGAGAAUCCUGUAAGCGGGACUAGUUCAGUGGAACAGCCGUUGCAAGGACUUGGGCUUGAGCUGCAGGGUCCUGAGAAGUCACAGGCAAACCCCAGAGUAGACUGCAAGGGCACGGAUUGGUGCCAAGGCAUUACUGUAACCCCCUAAUGCAGGAAUCUAGAAGAGGAAUUUUGUUCAGAUCCACCCCACAAACUUAAAGCACAUUUAAAGGAUUUGGGGAAUUGUAGCUUUGUUGGGCGUAAACUAUACUUCCCAGGUUUUUGUGGGGGAGCCAUGUGCUUUAAAUGUGUGGUGUGGUCCUCAUUCUCCCCCCACUCUUGUAGGAGACCUGGAUGUGGCAAAUAAGGAGCUUCGUGCUGUAAUCAAAAAGAUCUGGAAGCGGACCAAGCCCAAAAUCCUGGAUGAAGUUAUCCCUCCACCAGAAGGUCAGUGCCCCUUUGUCCUAGCAACCGGACUCUGUCCCAUCCCCACUGCCCAGAGAUAAAAACUGAACCAAGCACUCUUGGCUUUCCAUCCAGAACCUACUCUGAGUCCCAUUUAACAGGGUGCUGGUUUGCUCUCAGGGCUGGUCCAAGCACUGAAGUAAUCUCUAGGUUGCUUAGGGCAUUGUUGUGUAGCAACCGGAGGUGGCAUCUGCUUAACCUUCUGAGGGCCACCUUGGCAAGUUCAACAAAGGAUAAGGAAAGGAAGCUUGGAAGACAUGAUGCUGUAGUGAUACUUGGGAUUCCUGCAGCAAUGACGCAAGGAGUUCAGUGGACCUAGGGGACUGGGAGAGCACUGUAGCUUGACAAGCAUCCUGGAGAGUAUUGAGUGUUUGCAGAGCACCAAGUAAGUGAUCUACAGCAGGCACCGGGCAAAACCACACCAUGCUUUAAUGUGUCCUACCCACAUACCUCCAGAGUAUCAAGAGAAAUGGGGAAAUCAGAGGCUGUGUUGGCUUGAUGGGCACUUUCAGCAAUCAUGGACCUUGGAGCAGGUGCCAGUCUUGCCCAUUGCCAGCCCUGUUUAUGAAGGAUCUUGCAUAUAUGAAGAAUUUUGCAAUAAUAAUAAUAAUAAUAAUAAUAAUAAUAAUAAUAAUAAUAAUAAAUUAUUUAUACCCAGCCCAUCUGGCUGGGUUUCCCCAGCCACUCUGGGGGGAAAUAAAGUCAUAUUGUAUUUGGCGCAAGAUGGAGAUCAUCUUUGGGGAAAAUAGACCUUCAGAUCUGCAGAAGAGCCAUGUUAAUCUGUUUCAGAGGAAAUAAAGGGGCUCCUGUGGCACCUUCAAGACUGCCACCAUAAAUUAAGGUUGUACUCUUUAAGAUGCCAUAGGACACUGUGACCUUUAAAAACCAGCCCACCUAUUCCAUGGAGCUUUUUGGAAAUACAGAUGUUCCCAAAAACAAGCCACAGAUUCCUAACAAGAGUGCGCUUAACGUCUUCCCUUGGCAGAGGAGGAGGUCACUGUUGGAAAGUUCUAUGCCACAUUCCUGAUCCAGGAUUACUUCCGUAAAUUCCGUAAGCGGAAGGAGAAAGGAAUGCUUGGUCCAGAUGGGUCCCCAAGCAACUCUACUGCCUUGCAGGUGAGUAUCCUUGUUUUGCUGUGGGCCUCUUAGCUGCUCUAAUGAACAGAGAAUGCAACAUGGAUACCAGGCUGGCUGAUCCUGCUGCUUUGGUGCUUCUCUCCCAUUCAGGCUGGGUUGAAAAGUUUGCAAGAUCUGGGGCCUGAGAUCCGCCGGGCCAUGUCCUGUGACCUGGAAGAAGAGGAGGAAGCUGAGGAAACUGUGUGUGAGGAGGAAACCGUGACCUAUAAGGUGAGCCUUUGGUCUAGUUUUCUCUGAGUGAGUUAACCUCCAUCUGGAGUGCACCACUUUGGACUCAACAUAUGGAAGAAUCAUAUGACUGAAUGCUGCUCCAUAUCAAAACAUUCCCUGCACCUGGAAAACACAUGUUAGGAAGAAUGCUAAAGUAGAAUUCUUCUUUCUGGACACACUAGUUUUCUACCUGUUGGGAUUUCUCUUUUUAACAGAGCAGAAUUCAGUCAUGGCAGCUCCCAGGGUACAGCCCAAAUAUAGGUUCAUCACCUCAGUGAUGCCUCCUCUUUGCCCACUAAUUGAGCAGGGCAGAAAAGCAGACAGAGUAUUGGUUAUCAUGGACUACUACCAUAGGGAUAACUGAUAGCUGGGAAACACUGGCCUGCAAGCACUCCAGCUGGAGAACAGCCUUGACCAAAGGUGUCAUGGACUUUGAAGAAGCUUGAACUUAGGACGAAAAGGAGAAAUGAGCUAAGAGGAAGGCACGCUUGGCAAUCCCUCACCAUGAUCAACUCCUGCCCAGAAACCUCUGUGCCCACUAUGGAUGAACAUGUGGAUCCAGAAUUGACCUCCACUUACAGACUCACUGUUAAGACCGUUUUCAUGGAAGACAAUCUUACUUGGCUACGAGUGAUCGCCAGAGAGGAAGAUUACCAUAGGGCCAAAAACAUUGUCCACUGGAGUUCAGAAGGGACAUUUCACUCCAUUUCACAGUAGUUAUUAUCAAAUCUCAGGUUGGGAAAUAAUUUUCUAGAGGUGGAGCACAUGGAGCAGCUCAGUGAGGAAGGCAGUGGAAUAAUAACCACCAGGGGCCUCCUUGCCAGUUGCCAGGAAAUCUAUAGAAGAGAUAGAUGAAGUUAGACAAAGCCUAGACAAUGUGAGAAAUCCAUGGCCUUCCAGACAUUGAUGGAAUGCGCCUCCCAUCACUCUUGUUUAUUAGGCCCUAAUGGCUGGGGAUGGCUGCUUUAACUCAAGGCACUGGCUGGAGUAGCCAGAGAACAUUAGCCUUGUUCUCAGCAUGGGAUCUCUUUGGCAUCCCUAUAUCAGGGCUGGAGAUAUUAGAGCUGCAAGUAAGGAUGGUCCAGGCAGAGUAGUGGAGGAGAGAACAUCAGAGGGCAGAGGAGCCUCAGGAGGGAAGGACUGGCAGAAUGCAAAUUUGAGGAAGAAAGAAUAUGCAUAAGUGGUCAGGAGCUGGAGAGAUGAAGGAGAUCAAAGUUCACACAUUCAUGGGGACUUCCGGGUUGGCGCCAUCGGUAAUGGCGGAUUCCCUCUGACUCUGAGGGAACGGCUCCGCGGGAUCGGGUCUGCACCGCUGCGGCGAAGUGGGGACCCUUCAAAAAUCACAGGCAGGUGAAGCCUGUGAACGUGGGACUCGGCGGGCACCUUUUGCGCCCCCCCAAUUUGCGAAGGAACCCAUUUACGGGCUCCGGAGCGAAACGGGGUGAGCGGCGCGGUGCUGAGAGUCGACUGCUUCUUCCGCGGAGUGAAGCCGCACAGCCGUUAUCGGAGAGCGCUGACUUUUUCCUGGGACAAUUUGGUUACAAAAGCAACUACCCAUGAGUAGGAUAAAAUUGGACUUAAAGGGAGAAAAAUAAUUAAUUCGGCACCGAAGCGGGGAGGCAUAAACAGGAAGUCCGCCUUCCGUUUCUUGUAAACAGAUCAAAGCAAAGAGACUGUAAGCUGAAACUUUGAAAGAUGCUUGAAAAAGGACUUAAAUCCUAACAUCAGAUAAGCGAUCUCCCCUCCGGAUUGCAGGAGAGGAGGGGGGAAAGGUUUGAACUGCAUUUUUCUGCAAAAAAAGAGAGGAAAGGAAGCUAAAAUCCACCGCUUAGAACCUGGGAACGGACUGCCUAGGGACAAUAGGAAUGCCGUUCUGUGAAAAGCACUACUGGUAAAUAGAGUACUGUUGACAGCUAACUCUGCAAGAGAGAUACAGUGUUUCUGGACUUCUCCUGGUUUUAAAGUAACUGGAGAUUAAGCGCAAUUGAAACUGUCAUCUUUUUGUGAAUUGGGGGAUUUAAAAAGGUUAUUUUCUCUUUAAAGUUACAAGUUUUGACUGUUACUGUGUCCCCCUAGAGGAGGUUUGACAUUGUUACAAUAACAACUGGGCCAGGGGAAUUUUCCACUUCAAAACAAAUCCUAGCCGUGGGACUGACCUUGGAUUCUAACUAGAGUGUUAUGGCAGAUGGAAGAGGAAAGUUAGAGUUGCUUCAAGAAAAAACUACAAGGUCUGGUAGAUCCUUUCGCACAGAUACUGGGUCACAGCGGAGAGCAUCAACAUCUGGUCCUUCUGGACCAUCUGGAUUAUCAGGGGCUGUACCUGUACAAAUUAAACCAAAAGGAAUGUCGUCUGAAGAUGUUUUAGCUUUGGCACUAGGAAAAAUUAACGAAUCUUUGGAAAACCUAAGUAAACAAGUAGCUGAAACAAAUAAACAAGUAGCUGAAGCAUCAGUUAAAAUUGAUCAAAAUACUACAAGUAUUAACAAUUUGGGACAGAAGGUGAACACCAAUACAGAGACUAUUGAGAAAUUGUUACAGGAAUCUACUUUGACCCGAAAGACAGCUGAAGAAGCAAAGGACAUAGCAACUGCUACUGAAGAGAAGAUACCACCGAUAUAUAGGCAACUCGAGGACCACAGGUUGAUGUUGUCUAUGAUUGAAUUGAAGGAGAAACAAAUGAAUCUGAGGAUCAGGGCCGUACCUGAACUUGAGAAAGAUAAUUUGAUUGACUUUCUUACGCAGGAAUUUGCAGACUUCUGGCAACUAGAUUUGGGGAAGGAAGAAUUUAAGAUAGUAAGUGCAUUCAGAACAAGGUGAGAGACUGUUUGAUUACCCUUCGAACAAAAGAGGAGAGAGACAAAAUCUUGAAUCUGCAUUUCCAAAAGACUUUGGAAAUACAUCAGUCAAGUGUGGAGAUAUUUAAAGACAUUCCAAAACAUCUUUUGGAUUUAAGGUUUAACUACGGAGAUCUGGUUGCCCUGUUGAGAAGCAAUAGAAUCAUCUAUAGGUGGGAAUUUCCCCAAGGCCUGUCCUUCAAAUAUAAAGGAAGAAAGAUAAAAAUAAGAUCAGUCGAUGACAAAGAUAGAUUCUUGAAAGAUCACGGAGAGGACUUACAGAAAGAAGUGGAAUCUGGAGAAGAGCCAAGAGCACUGGAAAGAGGAAUACUAGACAUAGCAAAUUUAUCUUUUGGAUUGCAUGGUUCAGAGAAAGUGACACCACCAACAGAACAAGAACAAACACUUGGUGCAGUUGGAGGUAAAGCAAAGUAAACACAUCAUGGCUCUGCAACUAUUAAGUUGGAAUUGUAAUGGCCUCAAUUCUCCUCGGAAAAGGAAAAGUGUUUUUCAUUUACUAAAAAAGGAACAAUUGGACUUGAUUUGCUUACAGGAAACACACGUGAUAAGGCUACAUAGAAAAGUAUUGAUUAACAAGAGAUUGGGACAGGAGUUUAUUUCAUCUGACAAAGUUAAACAAAGAGGAGUAGUGAUUUAUGCAAAGGAGAGAUUAUCACCGAAAUUUAUCUUUAAAGACGAUCAAGGAAGAUUUGUGGCAAUUGAAAUUCAAAUACAAGGAGAGAAAUUCUUGAUAGUAGGAGUUUAUGCACCGAAUGAGGGGAAAUCUGAAUUCUUUAAAAAGUUGCAUGAGACCUUAAUGGACUAUUUGGAUUACAAUCUGAUUUUGAUGGGGGAUAUGAACGGAGUGGUAUCUACAAACAUGGAUAAGGCACAAAGACAGGUAGUCACCAAGGAUGGUAGACUACCGAAAACAUUUUUUGAGAUGACAGACAACUUGGACUUAGUCGAUAUUUGGAGAACAAAGAAUCCCUUGGGAAGAGAGGGAACUUUCUUUUCUGAAGCCAAGAUGACAUGGACUAGAAUUGAUCAAAUAUGGGUAACUAGAGGAAUGGCACCAAAGAUAAAGAAAGCGGAAAUUUGUCCAAAAACCUGCUCCGACCAUAAUGCUGUAAGGAUGGAGAUGAAACUAAUAUCAACUGGCUCUUUCAGAUGGAGGAUGAAUGACACCUUAUUUAUAGAUGAAGACGUGAUUAAGAAGGCCCAAAAAACUUUGAGAGACUAUUUUGAGAUAAAUAUGAACACUAAUGUUGAAAAAAGAGUAAUCUGGGACGCAAGCAAAGCGGUUAUGAGAGGGUUCCUGAUACAACAGAAUGCAAUAAAGAAGAGAAGCCAAAAUGAGAAGAAAGACAAAAUCUUGGAGAAAAUAAAAGAAAGUGAGAAGAAAUUGAGAGCAAAACCAAAGUCGCAGGAGAUUUUGAGAGAAAUAAAGUUAUAUCAAGUACAAUAUAUGAAAAUGAUGAAUCAGGAAAUAGAAUGGAAAAUUAAACAAAUGAGACAAAAACAUUUGAAUCAGCUAAUAAAUGUGGGAAAUUGUUGGCUUGGCAAAUGAAAAAAAGACAAAAACUAAAUACUAUUAUAAAUUUAGAAGUGGAAGGAAAGAACAUACAGAACCCAGCUGAGAUCAGAAACUGUUUCCAGAGGUACUUUAAACAAUUAUAUACACAAGGGCCACAGAAAGAAAUUGAUAUAGAUCGAUUUUUGAAGAUAAAUGGAUUACAAAAAAUCUCUCAAGAAAGUAAAUUAAUGUUGAACUAUAAAAUAUCUGAACAGGAAGUAGAAGGUGCCAUUCAAAACAUGCAAUUAGGCAAAUCUCCAGGACCAGAUGGACUGACUUCUAGAUAUUAUAGAUCCUUAAAAGAGUGGUUAGUACAACCUUUAAAGGAAGUCUGUAAUGAAAUAUUGGAAGGGAAAAGGGCACCAGAGUCGUGGAAAGAAGCGUACAUUACACUUAUACCGAAAACAGAGACUGAAAAGACUCAGCUUAAGAACUACCGCCCCAUAUCAUUACUUAAUGUGGAUUACAAAAUUUUUGCAGAUAUUUUGGCCAAGAGAUUGAAAAAAGUGUUGAUGGAAGAGAUUCAUAAAGACCAAGCAGGCUUUCUCCCGGGUAGACAUUUGUCUGACAAUUUGAGGAAUAUAAUUAAUACAGUAUUUUGGAAAAACUAGAAGUGAAUAUCAACACUAAGGCAGCUUUGAUAUUUGUGGACGUGGAGAAAGCUUUUGAUAAUAUUUCUUGGAGUUUUAUGAAGAAGAACUUACAGGGGAUGGGGGUGGGUGAAGGAUUUGGAAAUGGUAUAGGUGCAAUUUAUUCUGAACAAAAGGCCAAGUUAAUUGUUAACAAUGAGGUGACGGAGGAAUUUAAGAUAGAAAAAGGGACACGACAAGGUUGCCCAAUUUCCCCAUUGCUUUUUAUAUCAGUCCUGGAGGUUUUGUUGAAUAUGAUUAGAAGGGACCAGUUGGUUAAAGGUAUACAAGUCGGAGCUAGACAGUAUAAAUUGAGAGCUUUUGCAGAUGAUUUAGUAUUGACAUUACAGGAGCCAGAAUCUAGUGCUAAAAGAGUUUUGGAACUGAUUCAAGAAUUCGGUCAAGUUGCAGGAUUUAAACUGAAUAAGUUAAAAACAAAGGUUUUAGAGAAAAAUUUAACAGCGACUGAAAGAGAGAGGUUUCAGAAUGAGACAGGUUUAACAGUGGUUAAGAAAGUGAAAUACCUUGGGAUUAAUAUGACAGCUAAAAAUGGGAACUUAUUUAAAGACAAUUAUGAAAAAUGUUGGACGGAAGUGAAAAAAGAGGGAGACAAAUUGAAAUUGCAGAGUUUUGAAAAAUUAAAAAACAAAGUGCGAGAUUGGCUUCAUUAUUAUCAAAUAAUGGAGGCAUACAAUUUGGACAAAAAAAUUGGAUUGCAGGUGGAAAAAUCAAAAUUGGAAACAGAACUGUUGGAUCCCAAAACUAAGAUUUUGUCAAGGAUGUAUAACUUGCUGUUGAAAUGGAAUACUCAGGAUGAAACUGUGAAAUCUGCUAUUAUUAAAUGGGCACAAGAUGUUGGACAUAACAUUAUGAUGGCUGACUGGGAACAGUUAUGGACCACAGGUAUGAAGUUUACGGCAUGUAAUGCUUUAAGAGAGAAUAUUAUGAAAAUGAUAUACAGGUGGUACAUGACCCCAGUCAAGCUUGCAAAAAUUUAUCAUUUGCCCGAUAAUAAAUGUUGGAAAUGUAAAGAAGUUGAAGGUACAUUCUUUCACCUUUGGUGGACGUGCCCAAGGAUUAAGGCUUUCUGGGAGAUGAUAUAUAAUGAAAUGAAAAAGGUAUUUAAAUAUACCUUCCUGAAGAAACCAGAGGCCUUUCUCCUGGGCAUAGUCGGCCAAUUGGUGCCAAAGAAGGAUAGAAUUUUCUUUAUGUAUGCCACAACAGCAGCAAGAAUACUUAUUGCAAAGUACUGGAAGACACAAGACCUACCCACCCUGGAAGAAUGGCAGAUGAAGGUGAUGGACUAUAUGGAAUUGGCGGAAAUGACUGGCAGAAUCCGAGACCAGGGAGAAGAGUCGGUGGAAGAAGAUUGGAAAAAGUUUAAAGACUAUCUACAGAAAUAUUGCAAAAUUAAUGAAUGUUAGAAUGAUGUUGGAUAGAAAUUAAGUGGUUUUUAGCUGUAAUAUUAUAAGGGAAUAUGAAAAAUGGAUUAUUAAUAGGUAAAAAUUUAAUGUUACAAUAUUUUAAGAUUAAAGACUAGGAUAAACAAAGAGGGAAGGAUUUGCUGAACUAACAAACUGAACUGGAAUACAAAAAAGGGAGGCGCGAGGAGGUCCGGGAAACAAGCAAAUGAAAGAUAAGUAACGGAAAGAUUGAGUUGUUUUUAACUACUUUUAUUUUGUAUUUUCCUUUUUUCUUUUUUCAUUUAGUAAUAUCUUGAAAAUUUCAAUAAAUAUGUUUUUUUUUAAAAAAAAGUUCACACAUUCAUAUUUUAAACAAGCAGCCAGAUUUUGUGCUGCAGACCUUCAGUGCUCCUGUAAUGUGUGAAGUGAUCUGAGGGCAGCAAUGGACUGUUCAGAAGCACUGUUGGUUUUUAUGACAUGCCCAGGCUUCUCUCCUCCCACAGAGCUCUGAGGCGUUGUAUGGCAGUGCCCCUGACCACCACGUCACAGCUGCUUCACCAGACGGGGAGAACAAGACUCUGAUGAAUGGCCUUGUGGGCUCCCGGCACCCCUCCAGCGUCAGCCUCUCCCACAUGACUAAUGGACCAACCCACUAUGAGGAGAACGUUGGGGGCAAUGAUGAACCUGCUGAACUGCCCAACAUCCCCACCCGGCGCAGGAUGAGCAGGUGCUGGCCGGGAUGAGGUCCUGGGCUUGCGGGGGAAGGAAGGGUGUGGUGUGGCUGAGUGGGGAGGCAGGAGCCAGGAUUCCAGAGUUCCUUACAGCCCUCUGUACCUCUUCAGGCGGAGCUCUGAUAGCAGCGGCAUCCCACCUACAGUGCAUGAAGAAGCCACACACACCGAAGACUACAGGGAGGACACCUCAGUGGAGCAGGGAUACUAUAGCCGGGAAGAGGACUCUGAGAGCCUGGCCUCCCGUGACAGGUAAGAGUGGUCCUAAGACAGAACAGAGCAACUUUGGACAUGGCCCUGACCUUAUUUGCAAGUUGCCAUAACAAAAUGACUGCUUCCCUGUAGUCCAGUUCCACAUUGUUCCAGUUAACAUCUCAGUGGAGGAAUAAUGUGGCACCUUCUGCUGCAAUCCUGCUCCUUCAUGCAGAAGUCAAAUAGUAAAGAAUCACAUAAUUUCCUCCAUCCGCGGAACAUAACUACGUGAAAGGGGCAUCUGGACCCAAUGUCGCCACUGAGGGACAGCAUAGACAUUGGUGUCUUUAUGAUAUAUGGCCCUCAUUGUUGAAGGGCCACAGUAUGUGGACAGUAAGUGAUUGUGGCAAAUCCCAACACCAGGAAGAAAUUCCUCACGGUGCAAACUGAGAGUGGAACAGACUGCCUCGGAUGGUAGUGGUGGACUCUUCGUUUGAGGUUUUGUUGACCACCUGUCAUAGUGGAUUUCCCGAACUGGCAGGGGGUUGGAUUUGAUGGCCUUUUCAAAUCCCUUCCAGGCCUUUGCUUCCUUGGGACCGGCAUGCUCACUCAGCGCUGAGGCUGCAAAGAACGAGGGUUCCAGGGCCAUUAGGAACGAAGGCUGUUUUGUCAUUCACUGAUUUGUGUGCUUUCUUCCCUAUGCAGGCAGCCCUGUCUUCACACUCCUCAGCCCCAUCGCCGUCGUUGGGACAACAGCUAUGGCGGCUCUUUGCCCCUCCCCUCCCGGCGCAUCAACAAUGGGAUGGUUAAUGGCAUGCUGGACGGCAGGCAACCCAAGCGCAGGCGCCUCCUGCCUCCCACACCCACAGGUCAGGAUGACAGGGAACUUGGGUUACCUGGGCAAGUGACUCUGGGAGUGCGUAAAUGGAGGAGGGCUGGAUUGCAUGGCUCCCCUGGGUCAUAAAUACACCCCCUUUUUAAAUACAGUGGUACCUUGGGUUACAUACGCUUCAGGUUACAGACUCCACUAACCCAGAAAUAGUACCUCAGGGUAAGAACUUUGCUUCAGGAUGAGAACAGAAAUCGUGCUCCAACGGCAUGGCAGCAGCCGGAGGCCCCGUUAGCUAAAGUGGUGCUUCAGGUUAAGAACAGUUUCAGGUUAAGAAGAGACCUCUGGAACGAAUUAAGUACUUAACCCGAGGUACCACUGUAUAUGCUGCAGAGUCAAGCAGAAAAGCUUUUCAUAGACAGUACUUCUUCAGACUUGGUUCAAAGUUCUCCUGGGAGUGGGUGGGUAGCUUCUUGCAGAUAGAAAGCUAGCAGGGAGAAGUCUUCUGUCAGAAUGCAGCUAUUUUAUGCACAGGGAGUUUUCUUUAUGAGAGGAGCAUUUAAUGCUUGAUGGAUCAGGGGAAUGCUGUGGACAUAGAGAAUAUGGAUCAGUAAGGCUUUUGAAAAAGUUCCCCAUUAUAUUAUUGCAAGGAAGCUGGUAAAAUGGGGGCUGCACAAGGUAACUGUUAGCUGAAUUUGUAGCUGGUUGACUGACCAGUGCUCAUUAAUGGUUCCUCAGGGUUCGCCUUGGUACUCGUCCAUUUUGGCUCCCAAACGCUGCCAACUGCAGUUUGCAAAUGUUCUUAGGAAGCCAAAUGUCUGAUGGGGCUUCCACAGCUUCCGAUUGGCUGCAGGAGCUUCCUGCCUUGGAAGCCGUGCUUUGGUUCCGAAUGCUUUGGAGGUCAAACGGACUUCUGGAAUGGGUUCCGUUUGACUUCCAAGGUAUCACUGUAUAUAUGUAGAGAGAGACGGUAUUGCAUGACACUCCAAUCGCCAAGCAAUGUGAGAUUCCAGGGGUUCUCAACACUUACCCAGGGUUCAAUUUAUUUGGAAUGAGGGGCAGCAGACAUAUAUAUCUGUCCCUCUCUGGCCUUCUGGCUUCUUCUAGCCAGAUCUCACAACUCUUUUCCCUUCUCACUACCACUACCAGACAGGUGAGGGAGCAGGGACAGAGCAGCUUCCUCACUUAUACUAAUGACCCAUACUUAGGUGGCCAUUACAAAGAACCUGGCCUUGCUAUUCCUUGCUGGAUCCAGGAAUUGGAAGAGACUCAGCAAUACGGCCUACUCACCUCCGCCCCCCCCAACUCACACUACCUCCCUCCAACAACAAGACAUUUCCCCCCAGAUAUACAAACAAACAACAGGCCUUUUAAACCACUAUAGAGUUAUUGUCUCUGCUGUAUGUUUUUGGUUUUUUGUCUUUUGUUUGCUUUGCUGUCCUUUCUUCUGUAUGUUAUUGUGGCGUGAGAGUUUAUGUUUCUUGGUGUGUGUUUGUUUUUUAAAAACCUUUUUAAAAACAUUGAGAGCCCCUCUGAAAACACUGGUGUGUAAUAUAUCAAAUGAACAAACAGUUUGGUGGUCAGUGGGUUCAGCCAAAUGCGCUGGUGUGGCAGAGGGCAGCCACCCCACACUUGCGGCCUCUUACACCUUCUCUGGCCUUCCUUUCCCCACCUCCCUGCUUUUGUAGGCCGCAAACCAGCCUUCAGCAUCCAGUGCCUGCAGCGUCAAGGCAGCUGUGAUGACAUCCCCAUCCCAGGCACCUACCACCAGAAUGCACCACCCUGCCGAGCACGUGCACAGGUAAUUCUUGCACAGGGUGUGUGUGUGUGUGUGAGAGAGAGAGAGAGAGAGAGAGACUGACUUAGUAUGUACCAUACUUCUGUUCUACUGCUGAGGCCAUCCCAUCCACUGGCCAUCUCACCAGCUCUCUCCUCUGUACCAGGGCUAUGGCAGCUAUGACUCGUGGCACAGUGGCAGCCACUCCUCAACAGCAUCCUCACAGUCGUGGGCCACACCACCUAAGCGGGGCCGGUUGCUCUAUGCCCCACUAAUCCUGGUGGAGGAGGAUGGGUUGCCAGGGCACAGCUGGGAGAAGAACAGCAACAGCCUUCCGCCCAUGUCGCGAGCGCGCUGGUACAUGAAUGAGCCUGAGCUGCCCUACCGCUCUUAUGGCCAGCUGCGUGUGCCCGGCCCACUCAAGCACAGCUACAGCGACAAGCCUGGCAGUGCCGACAGCCUGGUGGAGGCGGUGAGUGCAAGGCAGACUUCUCUGUCUCUGGGAUGCAGCUCUUUGGGACCCACCUUCCACUGCCCCCUCAUCCCUCCUGCAAGAAUAGUUUUUGUCACCCUGAUUGGGGUGGGUGUGGGUGAAUCAGUGUUUCUCAAACUUGGACCCCCAGCUGUUGUUGGACUACAACUCCCAUCAUUCCUGACCACUGAUCCUACUAGCUCAGGGUGAUGGGAGUUGGGGACCCAAGUUUGUGAAACACUGGUAUGUAUUUAAAUCCUUUUGUUUUCCCUUGGUUACUCAGCCUCAUGCAAGUGUACCUACAACCACACAUAAAUACAAUGUGGGGGGUGGGGGUGGCAAGUUGUGCCUUCCCUCCAGCUUGUGAACCUUUCUUACUUAAGGAUAUCACCAGCCCCAGUAUGGAAAGCUCCUCUGGUUUAGUCCUCUGGUAUGCUGCUUAGGGCAGAAGAGAUUUUAUCGCUAGGAGGGUUGUAUGUGCGCUGCACUGAAAAUUAUUUCAAAUUACAUGCCAAAUAAAGCCAGAUUUUGCAGCCUAAAACCAAAAGUGCACAUCAGCUGGUGUCCUCCUUAUUAUGCAGAGUUCGUUCUGGUUCUACUAGCAAUGGCAGAAUGAGAAAGAGCCAGAGCCUCACUCCUGGCUGCCUUCUAAGGCUGCACUGGGCACAGCUUUACAAGUUUUUUUAGCACAUCCCCAACACUGUGCAGGCUAAAAUCAGGCAUUUGCUUUUAGCAGAAAUAUGUGAUUCUCAAAUUACUGGAUUUGAUAUCCAUUCUAGUGUUUGGCUUGUGGUAUUAAAUGUUGGAGGACGGGAAAUGAGCAACAGUUUCACCUAUGAAAUCCACUGGCUCUUUGGGUCUCUCACCUAUGGAAUCCACUGGCUCUAUUAAGACAGCAUGCCAAUCCAUGAAUUGUGUUAUCCAUAGUUUACAAUCCAAACCAUGGUUUGAACUUCCAAAUAUACAACAGGCUGGCCAUGGUUGCUUAUUUGGUUUCAUAAGUGUGCUCCCACCUCCGUUGUGCAGCAGCUUCUUGAGGCAGAGUGAUAACCAUAACUAUGGUUUGUCAGUUCAGGAAUCAUCCUAAGCCACAGUGAGCACAAACCAUGGUUUUCAAGGUCACUUCAAACCAUGAUUUCUAUUUCCAUUUUGCCAGCUGACUGAAACUAGUUUACCAAUUUAGACAACAUAGGUAAGCUUACUUAACCAUGAUUUGGUGUGAUGUCCAAACUGAGCUACUGACUUGGUUGGUUGUGUACUGCAUAACUUUGACUAGCAGAACCCUUUCAUCUUUCUUCUUCCAGGUGCUCAUCUCUGAGGGUCUAGGCCUUUAUGCACGGGACCCAAAGUUUGUGGCCUUCACCAAGCGGGAGAUUGCUGAUGCCUGCCACAUGACCAUUGAUGAGAUGGAGAGUGCUGCCACAGACCUGCUGAGUCGCAAGGUCCCUGGUAGCGAAAGCAGCAGCCGAGGUGGUGGUGGUCACGCCUUGUACAGCAGCGACGGGGAGCACAGUGGGGCUGGGAGCCUAGGUCCCGUUUACAGCGAUGAGGAGCCCUUCCGCUCCCGUGAGGAAGAGGACUUGGGUGACGAGAUGGCUUGCGUCACUUCUUAUUGA
Messenger RNA from Podarcis lilfordi (Lilford's wall lizard), 63799 nucleotides. NCBI's taxonomy places the organism in Eukaryota, Metazoa, Chordata, Lepidosauria, Squamata, Lacertidae. The record is from the annotation of a GenBank genome assembly.